GGCUCUCUCCUCAGUGAGCUCAUCAACCUCCUCCUCCAAGGAGGGAGGUGGCUGAGGCUCUGUCUAUUGCUGGUGGGUGGGUGGUUUCCAUCCUCAGCAUCACCAACCAAAGGAGGGGGGGGGGAUAGAGAGAGAGAGAGAGAGAGAGAGAGCAGUUGCUGAUGUUGUGCUCUGAAGCAACCUCAGUAGAAGGGAAAAUGGAUCCAGCUUGCACAUCCCUCGCCUUUCAACGCCUUCCCUUGGUCUCAGCAUGGUGAGCAUAAGCAACAGAGAAGCAUCGGCUUCAUCGCUGCUUUCCUUAAUCAUCUCUAAAUCCGAUGGCAAUCGAUAUUUGAGGUGUGCUCUGUACGAGCAUCCUAACCAUGUAACAAUGACUUUCAUCGGAGCCUCUGGAAAGGGUGGAGGAGGAAGGAUGGGAGGGGUGUUGUGGGAGAGAGGGGAAAGGAAGAUGGAGAGGGAUGAAGGCUGAUUAGGCGCCGUCUUAGGAAAUGCGGCUCAAAGAUUAAUUGCAACUGCCUUCUUGCCCGUAGAUUUAGCAAAGAAAGAUGCUUUUGUCUGUCCUUUUCCAUUGAAAUAUGGGAUGCCCUGUGGAUGUCUAUCAGCUUGAAAAUGCAGUUGUUAUUUCUGGGAUGUUUUAAUCCCUCCUUGUAAUUGCCCAAAUAUUGGGCUGGGCCUCAGCCAGCUGCAGUAAAGCCAGAAAUAAGCAAUGUCGGAUCCUGUCAAUGGCUGAUCGAUGGAUAAUGUUUACUGCUAGAGGUGUGUGUGUGUAUCAUUUGGAGGCAUUGCUGAAAGAUUCAGGUCGGAUGCAGUUGGUGUGUAGGUGUGUGUGUGUGCACACACACAUGUAUGCAUGCAUGCCACACACAUCUGGGUUUCUUUGUAGGUUUCUACCUACAGCACAUGUGCUGUUUUCCUUGCCAGUGAUUGAUUGACAAUGUCUUCCACUCAGGCUGGUGUGAGCUAUCUACGGCCUCUUGGUUUCAUUUCAGCCACUCGGGACGGAUCUAUGUCCUUCAUUUGGUGUGCUAUAUUGGCCUCUCUUGGUCACUACCCUCAUGUCCUACUUGGGGGCUUCCAAUAAAGAUCUGGUUGUCCACAGAAGACUGAACUAGGCAGGCCUUAGAUCUGAUCCAGAAGAAUUGCUCUUAUUACAUUUUUUUUAUGACAAUAAGAUAAAUAUUUAUCAAAUUUUAACUGAAUUGGUUUUUGGAGAGUGGGGGAAGAAUAGUGGCAACCCAUAUUGAGCAAACCUCCAUUUUGAUACUUCAGAACCUGAAAAACCAAAUCACUAUUUCUCCACACUCCCAUCUCCAUUCAGGCUUCCUGGAUGUAUGUAUCAUCUUGAAUCAUAGAAAGUAGGUUUUUGUUAUGAGAGAAUCACUGGUUUAACCCUGCAAUGAUUAUUUUGGUCAUAGUUUUUUAAAUGAGCACAUCUACUAUUGUAUACAUUCAGGGCAGAACAGUCAUGAUAUAUGUUCCAGGUCAAUUUAUAUUUUUAGUCUUACAACAGUAAUAAAUCCACAUAGCAGUGACUUAAAGAGGCAGAUUCAAAGCAUUACUUUACACUUCAUAGAUUUGAUGUACUGUGUGGGCUACUAUAGAUCCUGACAAAGCAUGGCACCAUAUAAGUCAACACUGGUUGUGAACCCCCAGUUCAUAGCAAGCAGUAUGUGCUCUCUGUAUCCAUGGUAAAUUGUAGGGUUUGCUGAGGUGAUCACUGAUCCUGAGGUUUAAAAGACACCUUGAUUCAUCUUUAUUUGGGACAACUGCUUAAGUAAAUCGAGGCUACAAGUGAGUUUUUAGAAAAUGAGAAAAUCACAAUCCAUAUCACUUUUUUUUCCUCAGAAGAAAUAACAGUCCCAUAGUCAAUAUGUUUGGUCUGAGUAGGAGAGGGUUCAAUAAAAGAACCCAAGUUAUUUGAGAUGAUCAUUUCUUAAAUCUUAUGUUUCUUUUGCACCAGUAAUGUGGCAAAUGUGGUAGAGGACACAGAAAUGACAGUUCUUGCUCGCUGGGCUCACAAUGAAAAGACGUUUCCAGCCAAUUUACUGUACAAUACAUGCACACUUCUUUCUCAUUCAUAGCACACCGUCUCUCUAGCUCCCCUCAAGAUACUGCAUUCUCCCACAAAUGCAUUGUCCUUUUUAGGAGGACACUUAAGAAUGGGAAGUGUGAAUGAAACAGACAGGGGUUUGAAAACACGCCAUACUCAAUGGAGAAUAAGAAUCUGCUGCUGAUUGGGUAUAGUUGAUGGAAAAAACCUCUUUCGGUUGUCAGACUGCUUUUAACAGAAUUCUGACCUGGGGAGAGGGGUUGUUACAGACCAUAGGGACCCAACCAUAAAACCAAAGUUAAAUUUAACCAUACAGUUGAAUAUGCUGAACAGGAAAAGAACGUAUGAACAGGACAGGCUUGGUAUUAUACAAAAAAAUAAAAAUACUAACCAAUCAAAUAAAUUUAUUUAACCUUGUCACUUCUACUUUCAUUCCUUAUUUAUUAUCUUUGGGGGUGGGAACAAAAGCUUUCUCCACUGUGGGAAGACCAUUUGAGUCAUAAUCCCUAUACAUAUGAUCUCCCUCGAGGAAUCACUAAAUUUUAUCACUAGUAAAGAACUAGACUUCUCCUAUCUGCUGUGUAUACUGCUACUAGGUUAGUUGUGUGCGAAAUGAUGCAAUGCAUGUAACUAGUAACCAUUGUUUGUGUCAGCAAGUCAUGGAAGAGCUGUGCAGCAAAGUGUGCUUUCUGCCACCAUGGAUGAGCAGAACAAUUUGGCAAGAGAGCCUAGGUAUGUCUUUGGAGAGGCAGAAGGAUGGGGUGAAAGGAACUUUGUCUCAAAACUUUUAGCAGUCAGAAUAUCUCUAGGCAAAGGUGCCCCCCCCCCACUUUCCUAGAUCACCAGAUGGAGGUGUUGAUACAAAAGGGAGAUGGCAGGAAAGAACUGGAGGAGUGGGGAUAAUAGGAUAGCCUUGCUGUCUUGUGCAGGUAACCAUAUUACUGUUCACCAUAUUUUUUAAAAAAAGAAAAGAGUUUUUGGAUCUGUUCACUCUUAUCAACCUACCCACUCUUUGAGAUCAGUGAGGAUGUCUAUGUAUUGUUCUUCACAGAGGGCAGCCCUCUGUUUGAAGAGCUCUCCGAGGACUAUUUGGAGGAAUCCUCUAUUUGGAGGGCUGUCCAGUCUGAAUUCCAUUCAAAGAACACCAAGGAGGAAGAGCAAGGGCCUAGGAAUUGCCCAUCAGUGGACUGCAGACUAAGCAGUCAUAUCAGACAUGUGAUCAGUCACAAUCUAUCAAGCCAGGGUUUCCCAAACUUUGGUCUCCAGCUGCUGUUAGACUACAACUCCCAUCAUCCCUAGCUAGCAGGACCAGUGAUGGAAAUUGUAACCCCCAAACAUCUGGAGAUGCAAGUUUAGGAAACACUGUUUCAAACUGGUGAGAUGCAUUUCAUUUAUUUUUUAAUUGCAGUAAUACUUUUUAAAGUUUUCAACUGCACAUUUGCACAUGCAAAAUUUAUGCAAAUCUGGCUCACCUCUUGCCUUUUUCUGGUGACAUGCUAAGAUCAGAUUAGGAGAUCCUCCCUGCAGGCCUGCUGGUGAGAUCAAUUCGGUUGGCUGCCCAUUGCCCCAAGGUCAAUGCCCCUGUACUGAAGCCCAGCAACCGGAGCACAGUCCCAUAGAGAUUGAGAAACAUCCAAGCCAAACUCCAUCAACAUGGGCAGUUGAGCAGACACAACACCUCAGCUCUGCUUCCCUUGUAUACUUUGCAUGCUGAUUGCAGCAUCUGGGCUUGAUGAGGCAGGUGACCUUCACCUGCUCCAAGCCUACUCCAGGAAUCACACACCUCCCAGAGCUAGUGAGCCCUUGCUUCCCUCAGCCUCCUAGAGAAGCACUCCUGCUGCUCCCUACGCUGCUUCAGAGCCCACCUUGUUCAUGGAGACAGGUGAUGGAUCCUGCUGCUCUGGUUUCUAUACAAUGACCUCCAUCCCCUCGCCAUCCUCCAUCACCCUGUGAGUACUUCCUUCCCCAUCACCUCCUUGCCCCAGUGUGUCCCAGUCCCUGUUAUCCUUCCAGUUCAUGACACUUGGAAUGUCCUGGGAAUGAGCCGGUGCUUAUGGCCAACUGAGUUUGAUGAAAGCACAGCACCCGAAGAUGCACGUUUUUUGGUACUGCGCUCUCACAUCCCAGUUUUCAUCAGGGGAGUAUUGAAGAGUGUGCCAUUCUGCUCCUCCAGUAGUUUUGCCUUACUGGAAUGUGUCCUUGAAGGUAAAUGGCAUUUCCAUGCGCUCUGGCACCGGCUCCCUCGGCCUGAAGCGAGAUGAGUGUCGCAACCCCAUAGUUGCCUUUGACUGGACUUAACCGUCCAGAGGUCCUUUACCUUUACCUAAUCCCCCUGGCUUGCAAGGAAAGGGAAUGUUGAGGUGUGUGUGCAAAAAUGUCUGACAUUGCAUGGUCUGUUGUGCAAAGGUUAGAAUCCCAUCCACCUUUGCCACUGACUCCACCCGCUGUUGGCAUGCAGCCCCUGGAACAUUGCCCACAAGAGGAUAUGGUCCUCAGGCUGAAAGAGGUCCCCAACCCUGGCCUAGUCAAACUGGCUUACAACCCAGCCAAUGGCUAAAUACAGUCUGUAUGUCUCUGUUUGGUAGGAAAGGAAAACAGCAGCUGAAAGCAGCUAGGUCCUUCAUUAAAUGCAUGAGAGGGUGUCUCAACAAUUUAAUUAUUAUUAAGACUGUAAUCCAGCAGGGAAGAGGAUGGUUUUUUUCUUUCAUUGCUACAAGAGAUGACUAAGCUUAUGGUACUCAUGUCAGGAAAAUAUAUGUAAUAUUACUAACAAAUUCAAGCCCAGAGCAAUGGUCAAAUUUAUGCUUCCACAACCCAUCACUUUACUGUAUUUCAUGGUAAUGUAUUCUGGAUAACAUUACAAUUUCACAAAUCGGUUUAUAAAUGCAUAUGUGGGCCUCAUAUUUCUACCACUGAAAUUGGUAUAAAUGCCAAAUAACUGGAACAAAAUUAGUGGAUCAAAUUCCCCCUUACAUUAAAGCUGUCUUCAGGUGUUCAGCCGUGAUAUGUGAGGCCAAAAGUGUGUUAAGCGGGUGGGGGAAACAUGGGUUGACUUUGCUGCCAAUGUCUCUGAGCACUGGACAUGCCCACUCUACCCCUGACCUUUGCAUGUUUAGAGCAAAGGUCUGUAAGGGGCUUGUUAGCAGGAACCCUGAAGGCUAAAAGGCUUACAAGCUCCCUUCACAACUUCACACCAAACACACACAAAGUUUGGGAGUGGAGAUGACAUGCCAAAAAUGUUGGAGGCAGGACUUAAACCUGCCUGUAUCUAUCCCUACAUGCCUUUUCUCUCAGGUGCCUGAACAGGGCUCCAAAUAUAUUCCAUACAUUUUCAUAGGAGUGUAGUUCACUGGCAAUGUAUUAACCACUUCCUAGCUGCAUGCUUUGCUAGCAUGUUAAGAAGAACCAUUUUGGUACCAGUUUUUAAGUUUGUAAUUUGGGCAAAUGUUGAUGCCUGAGUGGACCUCUUUCUUCAUAUACACCUCCCACUUGGUGCUAUGUUGAUUUCCACCCUUUGUCUCCUGUAAAGCAGAAGAUAAAUAAUGACUGGCAGCUCAAUUAGAAGGAAGCCUCAUUGAAUUAAGCAGGGCUUACAGAUGGCAGCCUGUGCCAAUAAAUGCACCCCAAGUACAUCAGGGUCUUUUUUGUGGUACUUGCUAUGGACACUGCACCCAUGGCAUGUACAUCUCUUGUAAAAAGUGCUCUUACCUAUGUCUGACUAUCAAACACAGGGAUCAUGGGGUGGAGAGAGAUCUUUUGUAAAGGAAUGCUCAGAGAUGCUUCCUGCCAGGUGCACAUAUCAUCCAUGGCUGCACAAAUUAUGACCCACCAGCCCAAAAUGCCAGCCCACCAGGGACUCAGUGAGCCUCUAGUUUUUGCUGCUGAGAACUGUAGUCAGAAGGCACUGUCACAAUCAUGACAGGCCACAUAACAUGGGUGCUGGUCUGCAUUUAGCUUGGUGGGUCAACUUGUGCUGGCCUGACCUACUUGCUUUACCUGAUAAGGUGGAGCUGAUUGGCUAUGAACAUGGCUUUUAGAACGCAUCCUAUCUCAACACAUUAAAGCUGGUAGUUAAUAAAAACAGGACUAGCCACACACACACACACACACACACACACACACCAAUUCCCAGAGGCUGCUAUGAAUUUCACUCUCAUUUCAGUGGAACAGGGAAUAUUGAUGAGCAGUCUAAUGCUACUGUUGACACACAUGCUGCCGCUGAUGAAUCACAGUGUAUAUAGCACUGGUGGUUGUGGAGGGAAAUCUUAACAGAUGUGGAUAACGACCAUCUAUCACUUAGCAUACCACUGGUUUCUUCUUGGUAAGUCACUCAGUGUUUCCUCUGCUUUACCUGCCAACCACCUCUCCCCAUGUGGACAGAACUAAAUCCUUCUUGUUAUGUCAUCAUUAAACCACUUGUAUGCAAAUGGUGUCCGUGAUUUACUUGUGGCUUGCAGAGUUCUUAGCAUGAAAGUGAUUAUUAUGGUACUGCAUAUACAAAACAAGACGUUCUUCAGCAGUGACACCAACAAGUCUACCCAAGUCACAUGCAGCGCAAAUGGAGGUGCUUAUAUCUCUACUUUGCAUUCACUAGUGGACACCAUGACAGCAACUAUUUCUGAUCGCUGCACAAAGCUCCCACUGGAGCACAACAAGCCAUCUGACAACUGUCCCCUUAUAGGAUACAGGAUCAUUUACACUUCUUAGAACUUCUUGCAACUUAAGGAGAAAAUACCAGAUUGCAUCCGUUGGCUGCAGUAAAAAUUCUAUCAUAGAUUGAACCCACCCUUUAUUUAUUAAAAAGCCAAUCAUUUACAAUUUUAAAUGCAUAGUGCAAAUGAGACCUUGAUCCCAGCAAGUGAUGCCAGUGACUGAACUCCUGUGGCCCUGCUGCUAAGAUGUGGUUCUUGCCCUGCAUUGGACACGAUCAUGAAACACUGUAUAACUGUGCCAGAGUUAUCUUAAGCAAGCCAGAGACAGGAGAAUUGGCAAGUUGCUAAGGUGGUGGAGGGCAUGAUGUCACAGGAAAAGAUGUCCUUUUUGAAGUGUAAAGGUGUUCUGGGAAAAAGGAGGAGGAUGUAGGCAGAACCAUAUUGGCACCUGCUGGAGGUGCCCAAAAACCAGGAGCCAUGACUGACCGUUGCUUGAGGAAGCUAUGAGUGCAGCAAUGAGACACUCUUAGGGCAUAGAAUCAUAGAAUCAUAGAGUUGGAAGAGACCACAAGGGCCAUCGAGUCCAACCCCCUGCCAAGCAGGAAACACCAUCAGAGCACUCCUGACAUAUGGUUGUCAAGCCUCUGCUUAAAGACCUCCAAAGAAGGAGACUCCACCACACUCCUUGGCAGCAAAUUCCACUGUUGAACAGCUCUUACUGUCAGGAAGUUCUUCCUAAUGUUUAGGUGGAAUAUUCUUUCUUGUAGUUUGGAUCCAUUGCUCCGUGUCCGCUUCUCUGGAGCAGCAGAAAACAACCUUUCUCCCUCCUCUAUGUGACAUCCUUUUAUAUAUUUGAACAUGGCUAUCAUAUCACCCCUUAACCUCCUCUUCUCCAGGCUAAACAUGCCCAGCUCCUGUAGCUGUUCCUCAUAAGGCAUCGUUUCCAUCGUUUCAUAGGGCAUAACAUUCUGCACCCUCUCCAUUUACUUUGGGUGUAAAUAUGUGUAAAAUAAACCGUAUUUCUUAAAGACACUGGCCUCCACUGUGCCUAGAUUUCCCCAACAGAAACACAAACCUGGGUGUGCAUCUAGAACCCCCCUGGAAUCUUGCUACUGCUCUGCAGAAAUUGAUGGUGGCGUGCAACCUUCAUAACUAUAUAUAGAGACGGGUUGGGGGGAGAGAGUGCUUCUCUGAAUGUUUAAUUUCUUUGAAACAAAACUAUGUGGCUUACAAAUGCAAGCUAUAAUUUUCCAUGUUCCCUGUGGAGAAAGAGGGACUGUUCAGCUAUUUUGUCAAUUAGCACUAAAAAUACCUUAUCAAAAAUGUGUGGGUUUUGCUUACUCUCUCUGUGGUUCUUGCCUGAGAAAAUCCAACAGCAGCAUUAUUGUUUUCACUUAAUAUCCGCCGUGUUGUGCAGGAGGAUAGGUGGUCCUGUGUCCUACUUUACGGAUCCUGGCCCGUCUGGUUGCAGUCUUACCUACAGUAAUGAGACCUAUUGUAUUUCGAUUUGAAUUAUUGCAGUUAUUCCUAAACUUGUACCUAUACACAGAAAUUGGCAUUUGCAAAUGUUAUGCUAAUAUGUACUUCUUUUGCUUUUUUUUUUUUGGGGAUUAUUUACUUUUUUUUUUAAUGAUAUUUAUUCAAAGUUUCAUCUAUUACAUAAAGUCCUUUAUUUAAAAAGAAAAAGAAUAGAUAAUAGAAUAAGAAAGAAAAGGAAAAAAAUUAUAAAUCUCAAAUUUCAACUUUCAUUUUACUUGGUUCUUGAACCUCCUCGCGCCUCUCUCUUUGUAUUCUAAUUUAAUUUGUUAUUUCAGCAAAUUCUUCCCAUAUUUCUCAAUUUUAAUUUAACUAAUUAAUCUUCACAAUCUAUCUUAUUUGUUAAUCAACAUGGCCUUUCCCUCAUUUAAUAUAAUCUGUUAUUCAAUUUUUGUAUUCUUUAACCUUAUCUUAUCUUAAAAAUCUUAAAAUUUCAAAAUCACAUCACAUUCCACCACAUUUCUCAUAAAAUCAUUUCUACUAAAGCCAAUUUAACAGUUCCUUUCCAGCAUAUUCCUCAAAUUCAUUAAUAUUAGACAAAUUUCAUUAAUAAUAAUCUGAAUUCCCAAAUUAACAUAAAUUUCUAUAAUUUUCAUCCAGCGUCCAUCUUCCUGGUUUCAGUCAUGUCACAGUCAGCAUCGUUACAUAGUCCAUCAAUACAAUUGUUCUAAUAUCAGGGCCUUAAAUCUCUUCUAGGCCCCUUCCUGCAAUUUUUUAUUCUUGUUUGUGUGAGGAGUGGGUCUCCACGGAGGGUUCAUCCAGUAACAUUUCCCACUUUCCUUCAUUAUAUUGUCCCCUUCCCCAGUCCCACUCCCAAUCUUCUUCUUUAUAAUCAAAAAUAUGUAUCAGAAGAUGGUUAUUCACCUGUUUCCCAGUACACUAGAGUUAAAGACUGUAACUUCCAAAUGCCUUCCCAGCACUCUCCAAAUCAAUCUUCCAACAGCAGUAGCUCUUUCCUGCAAAACUUUGGGUCUUUCCAUUUGUAUUGUAUAAGAAAUAGCUUCUGCCUCUUCCUCCUCCAUCUGCCUUGGACUUGCCUUAUCAAACCAAGUUCAUUCUUAUUCCUAUUUGAAUCAUAUUUGAUUGGCACUCUCAACACUCAUAAAAUCAGUUUUCAUUCAUCAGACUCACUUUCUCGUGCAGCUGCUCAGCAAAUAUAUUGGAAGAGCGUUAUGAUUAAUUUGUUUCUUUUUUCCUUUAACUAUCUGUCAAAGUGCUCACUUUCAAUCAAUGGACGUCUCAAACAAUUUCUGUCCCGACACCCCGUCCCCAGGUUUGGGGCGGUGGAAGCACUCCGUUCCUUUUCUUGCUUCCUGCAGGAUUAGCUGUCAAAUCCCCCCUCUCUCCCCUGCUUCAAGGGGUUUGUUGGAUUAUGGGUGCAGAAUUUCCAACUUUAAAAGAACUUUUGGGCUGUUGGUACAGAUCUUUUUGCUUUAGCUGUAUGCAAAAGGCAGGAUGGACUUCCUGUUUAUUCCACAACAUUACCUAAUUUAAUUUUAAAAAUUUCUUAGUCAAUCCUCCGUUUUUACUCACGGGUACUUGAUUUAGAGUCCAAAUGUCCAUCAGGAAAAAGUCAGCCCCGCUCUCCGGCGGUGGCUGCGUGACUUCCCUCCAUGGAGUAGCAAUCAUUGCCCAGCACGCGGCUGCUCCACCCGCUUCACUUCGGAGCCCCGAGGUUUCCUGUUAGUAGGGAGAGCUUUUGGUGCUCUGCCCAGGCCACGUUCCCAGGCUAUGGGAUUUCUAAUGGAGCCCCCGCAUCGCCGCGGCGGGAAGCCCCUGCUUCCACGGAGACCGUUCCUCCGAUCGGAGGAACUCCGCCAUUCACCGAUGGCGCUGACCCGGAAGUCCGCUAAUAUGUGUACUUCUUGAUCCUCUUGUGUUUUCCUGUUUGCAAUGUGCAAGUGACCUCUCUAAGGAGCAUGCAAUUUUUUUAAAAAAGAGGAACAGAUUACUAUAUCAAGUUGACAUUUAUGUGACCGUCAGAUUCUGAAGAUGACACAGCACCACCAAUCAUCUUCACUAAAGCACAGAACUGGUAUUGUAACUUUGGGGACUUCUUUCCUAUGGGUAGAGGUGGAUUUGGGGCAGUGCAACUGGUUCCACCAUAAUAGGCGCUGAGCCUAGGGGGCACCACAGGGUGUUGCAACUAUACCUGAAGGAGCAUCUCCACCCCCAUUGUUCUGCCUGGACACUGAGGUCCAGCUCUGAGCACCUUCUGGUGGUUCCCUCACUGUGAGAAGUGAGGUUGCAGGGAACCAGGCAGAGGGCCUUCUUGGUAGUGGCACCCACCAUGUGGAACGCCCUCCCAUCAGAUGUCAAGGAAAUAAACAACUACCUGACUUUGAGAAGACAUCUGAAGGCAGCUCUGUUUAGGGAAGUUUUUAAUGUUUGAUGUUUUAUCAUGUUUUUAAUAUUCUGUUGGGAUUCACACAGAGUGGAUGGGGAGAUCCGAUCAGAUGGGUGGGGUAUAAGUAAUAAACACAGUAAUAAAUAAAUAAAUAAUAAUAAUAAUUAUUACAUAGUUGAGCAAAAUGGAAGGCAAGAGGCCCACUUACUUAUGCUUAUGUUCAGUGGAACUUAAUUUUCAGUAGGCAUGUCUAAGAUAACCUAUUUCUUUAAAGUGGACAUAAUAAUGUUUACUACAUGUAAGCCUUAAUUAUUUUCUGCAGAUUUCCUUAGGAAUAAUUUUAUGCAUGGUUAUAGAUUUCAUAAGUAUUACUAUACACGUAUUUAUCUGAGAUCUGCACUUAGCUACUCCUGUGAUAUAUUGAUGCAAUAAACAACACAGGUUAGUUGGUAGGCAUUCCAAGUCACCAGUAUGCUUACAGUUUCAUUUCUACCCUUCAGUUUGGGCCAGAAUUUCACUAGUGGUGUCGCUGCAGACUUUUUCUAGUCUGCCAUAACUGAUUUAUUUUCUGUCUGUGUUUAUUAUUUUUAAUUAAUAUUCAAGGAAUUGAUUGUUGUGCUGCUUUUAUUGAUUUGUUUACUGCAUUGUGCAUUGAAGAAAGUGAUGAGAUGGUGAUGUGUUGCAGUAAUUGUGGCAAUAAUUAGCCAGAGAAAUUUGUCCUGGUAGAUUGCUUCUCCCCCAAACCAGCCUCCUGGUCUCUCUUUUUAAAUACUGAAUACCACUAGCCAGCCCCCAGCCCCCUCACUCCCAUUCUGAAAUCAGCAGCUGAUCUUGCAUGACUGCCCAGAUAAAUUGUCAGACUCCUUGUGAUUUCUUUAUUUUAUAAUCUCAAAGCAAAGCCACUUUCCCUGGGAAGCUUCAUGCACUAAGUACAAUUAACUGCCAGCUAAGAUAGGUCUAAAAAUAUUAGGGUAAUGGACAUAGAAUGAGCUUCUUCGGAAUCCAUAGCUGAAAAAUAUGUGUUUUCAAAUCUCCUUUGUAAGUGAAGUGUUUAUUUAACAGGCAUUUUAGUGGUAUGCCUGUGUAGAAAAUAACCAAUAACUGCGGAAGGCUUCUUAGUGGUGCUACUGAGCCAAGGAUAAUCUGUGCACACAGUACAAAGGCUGAGCUUUUGAACUACUUCAUAUAUUUUGUAGGUCACAGACUGACCUAUAUGAUUUCUCUUCCUUUGUUUAAGCCACUGCUGUCUGUGGUCAGUGCAUUAGCCUGUAGGCUGAAAGCCCCACAACAAUACAAACAAGCUUCCUUCCACUUAUGGCCAGUAUGAUAGAUACAAUACAAAUUUUAAAAAAAAUUGAUGAAAUGUUUUACCAGCAAUAUCAUUUGGGGUUUACUGACAAGUUCCUCUUCCUUGGGUAGCUCAAAGAAGUCAGGGUGUUGGUGGGGAACCUGUAGCCCUCCAGCGCCCAUCACACCGAGCAAGCAUGUCCAAGGACAAGGAUGGUGGAAGGUGUAAUCUGGAGGACAUCACAUCAGCUUUCUCUUGUGUAGACAAGUACAAAUAGCAGAUUUGAAGGCAUUCACAUUUUCAACAUCAUAUAUAGAGAGAGAGAUAUAGAGAAUUUUAUUAAAUUUUCUGUUUUACAAUUUAAAGUACUCGUUUUUAUACCCUUAAGACAUCAGUGACUUCCCUUCUCUUUCCAUGGUUCAUUUUACAUAUCAUAAAUCCCUGCAUAUUUAACAAAAGCUAUACCAUUCAAUAUUCCAUUAUUACAUCCAUCCAAACUUAUUUACACUGUUGAAUUUUUCUUAAUGCUGCCAGCAUUUUCGCUGUACACAGCUAUUUCCCAUAUAUUCAAUGAACGUUUUCCAAUCUUCUCUAAAUGUAUGUUCUUCUUGUUCUCUCACUCUAAUUGUUAAGUCUGCAAGCUGCACAUAUUCUGUCAACUUAAGUUGCCAUUCUUCUUUGGUUGGGACCUCGCUUGUUUUCCACACAUUUUCAACAUCUUAGACACAUUUGGAAUAUUAUCCUUAGCUAGAUUUGCCUUACAGGCCUUGGUUAGACUUUUUAAAGGGAUUCUUCAGGUAGGACUUGUUUGCUUAGAACAAUCAACCAAUGGCCAAACUCUGCCAGGGUGUGCUGGCAUAAUCAGAACAGCCUGGUUGGGAUCAUAAAACUCUCCAAACUCCAUAAAAGGAGAACACACACACACACACACAUUCUUUUUAUUGCCGUCCAAAGACCCGCAAAAACAAUUUCAAAAGUAAAGAAUAGCAGAAUAUCGAAAAUAUGAUUUGGUGCUACUUGUUUAUCAAAGGAUCACUCUAGCCAUUGCAAGAAAAUUUCACAUAGCAGAUCUUAUCCUGGAUCAGCCUAAGCCUCUCAUUUUAAAUAUAUUUAAAAUGGAGUAAACCCCAUUGGAUUAAGUGCGACUGAGUAAACAUGCACAAGACUGCACUACAUGUAGAUUUUAUAACACACUGUAAUUUAACAGAAUGAUCAGUCAUUCAAAAUUUAAUUAUUAUCUAAUAUAUUCAAGUGCUAUAACUCCAGAUUCAGAAGGGGCUGCCCAUAGUUUAUCCUUUCCCCUCUUGUCUUUAUAGAAUUAGCUGACAAUCAAUUUACACACAGGCAGUGCUUUUUUCCUUAAAAAAAAUGUUUAGGGGUACUCUCAUUUUGACUCAAUAAAAUCAUCAUUUUAUAGUUCAGAUUGGGGAAAAUAAACACAGUAAAUGGACAAAAGUACAAGGAUUCACAAAAUGUUUAGGGGUAUGCAUACCCGUGCAUCCCCCCCCCCCACCAAAAAAAACCCAAAGCACUGCUUUGAAGCUUUGUAGCAGCAGGGGGAUGUUGUUCACAUUUUAGAAAGGGACCCAGUGAUAAUGUGUGGUUUGGUAAGCAACUGGUGUUGAAAUGACCAGCCUUUCAUAGAGCUGUAAACAUGGCAAGAAAUCAUGAGUUUUGAUCCAACAGACCACAUCUUACAUGUUACAUUUAUUUACGUGAUGUGCCUGACAAAAUUUACAUACUGUUUGAUUGUAGUAAAACCUCUAAGCGGUUUAAAAGAACUAUUUAAAUGAUGGUUGUUUGAACCAAAAAAUAUUGUGAAGGCUUAUACUAACAGAAUAUAGAGUGUGCAAAAGUUCAAGAAUUCUGAGUAAGGAUAGUUUAGUAGGGCAUUCCAGGUCUUAAAAUUGGUGUAGUUAACCAGGCUGCAUUGUUCAACACAUUAUGAAAUCAAAGUUGUGUGCAUUAAAAGUAUUCCACAGGCUUCUGCUCAUAGUUACUGAACAGGUUGGCAACAAGAUAUAGAUAAAGGAUCUGUGGAUUUGAGAGUCAGGUCUGGGAUAAAUCUUGGCCAUUCUGAGCAAAUACCAGCAGCAUUAGCAUGUGGGAUUGAAACAAAAGGGAAUUUGGUUUUCCUCGCUCAUUAGCACAAGCUUAAUGAGGUAAUGUAUGUAUUUCUUACAUCUGGGAUAGAUAGGAGUGCUCCUGAAAUCUACAGAGAGUGGCUAUGUGUGUACUUAAAAGGCAAACAAAUCCUGUGUUCUCCACUUUUCACCACAGAGAAUUGUGACACUGAGUCACUGAACAAGGUCACCCAGCAAUCAACUGUCAGAGAUGAGAAGGCAUUCAAGCCUAUUCUGAUUCUUGCUGGGUUUUCUCUCACACUAAAAAAAGACUAAAAGGUGUUUUACAUUGUCUCCAAAAACCGACCAUCUGGACGCCCAGUUUAGUGCAGAGCACUGUGAUUCAAUAAAUAAUAAUACUGUAGGAAUUUUUGUGAUUAAAAAAAAUACUGUUGGAAAUGUGUCCAUGUCCACAUUUCAAACUAUGAGUAACAGGAGAGCAGAGAAUGCCCUCUGUUUCUGCAACCACUGCAUUACCACAUGAUACGGAGUGAUUUGUAAAGUGCUUCAGGAUGCUCAGGAUUUCACAAGAAGCUCUAAUGGAAGGGGGAUUGAGUAUCCCUUUCAUUCUGCUUAUGUGCCACUUAGAUCACUUUCUUAUCAUCAUUGGAGACUGUAGGGAUAUUCACUGGUUCACAUUCCACGCAUGCACAAUCUGUGUACCAGUGUACACAAACAAAUGAACUGCACACUCAUACUAUCAUUUACACAUAGUGUCCAAUGAUUGUACAGUCUGUGUACACAACAGUUAAGGUGUACACUCACACCAACACUUGUACAUGUGUAGAGACAGCUUGCACAUGUGUUCAGUGUAACGUGAGACUAUGCAUAGGGAUUUCCCUCACCUUCAGCUAAGGGAAGGGAAGGUAAACAGUGUUGCAUUUUUGAAGUUUAAAUUGUGAGACAGAGGGUGUCAGGUAGAGAGGGGGAGGUUUUGAGCUAGAGGUGGCUGAUCUGACUUGGAAGCAGGUUGGAGGGGUCUGCAGGAGUCCGUCUUGUUUUGGGGAUCCAAUCCGUUUGUGUGUGUGUGUGUGUAUGAUUUUAUUUGAUUUGGGAAAUAAAAUACAUGCAAAUGCAUGUAAGCAUAUAUACAAAUACAUCUAUCUAUGUCAAACAACUAUAAAUACAAAUGAUAUGAUAAAUUCCAAAAUUAUAAAUUUAAAAACUAUCACAUAGAAAAACUAUUAUACCUAUCAAUGUUUGUAUUGUAUCUAUUGUUCGGGAAUUCAGUUCAAGGAACCCAUUAAUUUUUUACGUUUUUUCUCUCUUGUUUUCCAUCUCUCAAUCUCGCUGACUCUGUAAGCUUAUGCACCACAGCUACCUUCCAAAAUGUUGAUAACCAUUCUUUUACUCUCUUUUUGUUCCAGCAGCAUACGAGCUGCAACUAUUCAAUUCCUUAUCAACUCCUCAAAUUCACUCAAAUUUCGUAAUGAAAUUUGCCAAGGGGUCUAAGGGGCAACAUGUUAUCGGUGAAUUGCUUUUAAGUACUGUUCCGUAGAAUCUAUUGAUUAAUUGAUUAAUCUUCUGAUUGAACCAAGGUGCUGGGUUCUUUUGGCGGCUUUGCUUCCCGCUUUUGCUUGUUUCCACCCUGCACUUCUUAUCUAUUUGUAACUCAGACAGAGAACACAAGAAUGUCAUAAGUUCAGUGGUACCUCAGGUUAAGUACUUAAUUUGUUCCGGAGGUCCGUUCUUAACCUGAAGCCGUUCUUAACCUGAAGCAGCACUGUAGCUAAUGGGGCCUCCUGCUGCUGCCGUGCCGCCGGAGCACGAUUUCUGUUCUCAUCCUGAAGCAAAGUUCUUAACCUGAGGUACUAUUUCUGGGUUAGUGGAGUGUGUAACCUGAAGUGUAUGUAACCCGAGGUACCACUGUAUCCUGUGGUCUCCCAUUCAAAGAAUACUCAGCCCUACAGCAUGGGUGGAACACAGAGGAAACUGCCUAAGGAUCCAUCUAGCUCACAAGCCUGGCAGCAGCAUUCCAGGAUUUCAGGUGGAGGUGCUGGGGUGGAGCCUGGGACCUUCUGUGUGCAAAGGACAUGCUCUACUGCUGAACUGCAGCCCUUUCUCCCGGGUGGCUCAUGUCCUCAGGGAGGUGGAGAGCCUUUCCUACUGAUGCCAGGAGUAGGAUCUAUUGUACCCUUGGAGAGAAACUGUGCACUGCCAAAUGAGCGAAUAAGGGCUCUCCUGAAAGCAGAGUACCACAGCAGCAGUUUUUAGAGGAAAUUCAAGCAACCAUGAAGGAGAAUCUGGAAGCAGCUGGCAAGCUUGUGCUGUGGAGUGCUGCGGUAAAUACUGGGCACCCAUAGACUUUGUAGGAAUAUAGGGAGCUGCCUUAUACCAAGUCAAGCCAUUGGUCUGCCUAGCUCAGGGUUCUAGCUUGGCGCAGUGAUUCUCUAGGAUUUCAGAUGAAUAUUUUCCAAUGACGGGCAUUGGACCUGGCACCUUCUGCAAAGCAGCUGCUCUGUGGCUGAGAGCCUGCCAAGCAGUGUUAGGAAUAAAGAGUCAUGGGAACUAGAAAAGCAUUUGGGACAGAAGUCAGUCAGCUGAAGUCUGCAGGCACGAGUGAGGAAAAACUGUUUAUAGACACGCUGUGUGUGUGUGUGUGUGUGUGUGUGUGUGUGUGUUUAGUAUCCCCUGUGCAUCCAUGCAAUGAAAAUUCAGAUGGAAACGCGAAGUGGGGGAACGGGACCGUAAAUACUUACUUUAUCCCACUUGAACCCCGUGAAAAUCUCAGUCACUAAUGUUGCCUGAUUCUGUGUGAGUGUGAAUGGUGGGAAGGGUGUAUGGUGGGAAUGUGUGUCUGAUUAGAGUAUUAGGAGUAUGUGGUGUGGUAAUGCAAGAAGGCCACUUCCAGAAUGUGACCCCUGAGAGAAUUCCACCUCAGGCUGAAAAAUUUCCCUGCUCCUGCCUUAGUGGGGAGGACCAAGCCCCUAUAACUGGUGUAGUCCAGAGGUGGCUGGGGCAAAAACCCCAUUGCAGAGCUCUUGCAGACAUCCUUACAAGGGGAUUCUCAAGACCUGGCAAACAGUGGACUGUUGUGUCUUUGGAACCCCUAGCACAAGAGCCCAUUGCAGGGCCCUUGUGGGAUGCUUUGCAAGAACAAACAACCAGCUGAUAGUCAGAUAUUUCAAAGACCUUUUGGCUGAGCCUUGUCUCUACCUGCCCCACACCUGACCCCAUAGAUAAUGUUGGCUGUAGUGUAGGUGGGCCUGGUCUGGGCAAAAUGACCCUGUGGGCCAGAUGAAGAGGACCGGUGGGCCUAAUUAGGCCUGUAGGCUGGAGGUUCACAACCCCUGAGUUCUAGAACUUGCCUAGGAACCAGACCUGCCUUGGGAAAGGCUAUGGUUCUACAGCUGCAGGGUGACAGCUCAUUCUUAAACUAGUUAUUUUGCCUGUAGUCUGUGGGGAUCAAUGAAUGUUCCCCUAAUGGCAGCCAAUAACUGGAAAUCUCUUCUGCCUCUGGAAAGCGACACCCUUCAGCAGAGAAACAGUGUUGUUUCUGAAUUGCAGAGAGGUAGAUAUUGAGUCUUCAGUCUUCUCUCAUCCAAAGCGGGGGGGUGAGGUAGAAUGCCCAGGAUCUCUACAGGAGUGGGAAACAAUUGGCUCUCCAAGGAGACUUCAAUGGAAGGAGAUAUAUUUGCCAUCAGUUGAUUGCCCUGCUUUGUGCAUGUCAGUGGCAUGUUGAUCUAUUUAGGGGGAAAACGCCAAGGAAAGAGCAGUUGAAGGCCAGCAAGUGUUUUUUAUUGCCAACACAAAUAUGUUUUAAAAACACUUCGUGACAUGGGGGGCAUUAACUUCCAAAAGACCCAUAUGUUGUCUGUACUGUAAAGACAUAGAGAUGUGAAAAGGGGAAGUAAUGGCAAACAUUGAUUUGUUUCUUUUGUGUUGGCAAAGGGAAUAGCAGCUCAGAUGGGUCCCAGGAGAGAAGCCUUGAUGCAGAGAACCCAUAAAUGAAUAAGCUAAUGCACAUGCUUUCCACAGGCACAGCAUAGAUAUAUAAAUCCACAUUUGUAUGAUCGCAUAGCUAUGUCCACUAAAGGAAGGACCACUGGAACAUCACCUGUGCAAAGUGCCGGGCUAAGCAUAGUCACCAAUAAACAUGGUUUCACUCACCCACAGUCUCUUAAACUUGAUAUAGGAGAUAUAAAUAUGCAAAACUGAGAUUCAAAUGAUCUUUAGCAGCUCAUGUAAACAUAUGCCAAGACUUCACAUUCUGGUCCCUAUCUCAACAACAACAACCGCAGUUGCUGGUGCAUUUGAUUUGGUUCUUAUUGGCUUAUGUUUUACUAGAUUAAGAAAACUCUUACUAUGGGCAUGCACCCAAAAGCAUAUCCUACCCUCGUCUGGAAGCUGUGAUUCACCUUGGGGACAAUGGUGAAGUAUUUUGCAUUUAUGGAUUUGAAACAGAAUAGGUUCAAGAAUUCCACAACUCCAGCUGGAGCCAAUUGUAACCAAUAGGGACAUCAAGGCAGCAUCCUUCAAACAGGCAACUUAAAGAAGGAAGAUGUUGUUAAGGAGGCAUUUCUGGCUGGCAUUUUGAACAAGAUACUAGAAAGCAAAGACAAUCCAGAGAUUAAAGUACUCCCUCCCCCGCCCCAAGCUGAUUUCCAAAGCUCAAAACCAUACAGUCAUACCUUGGCUCCCGAACGCCUUGGGAGUUGAACAUUCCAGCUCCUGAACGAUCGAAACCCAGAAGUGAUUGUUCCAGUUUUCAAACAUUCUUUCAGAAGCCAAAUGUCCGACGGGGCUUCUGCAGCUUCCAAUUGGCUGCAGUAGCUGCGCUUUGGAAGUCAAACAUUUUGGAAGUCGAACGGAUUUCUGGAACGGAUUCUGUUCGACUUCCGAGGUACAACUGUAUUAGUUUUAAUGGAGUUACAGUUUAUCAGCUCUCAUACUGAAAAAAGAUAUUGUCUGUUCUGCCUUUGUAUUUCCAUAGAUGUAGUGAAUGUACACAGGUAGCAACUCAAUUUGGUCAGAUGUUACUGUUGGUUGAGUUUGUGUUGAAAAUGUUGGUUGAAAAGCACAGAGAGGUGGAAGAGAGAAAGAGGGCGUAUUCCCCUUCUCCUACUGUUUAAAGCAGCUAAAAUACUAGUUUAAAGAAACCUAUAAGACCAGCAAAAGAAAGAAAAACCAUGCCUUAAUCAUUAGUACCUGCAGGGCUUUGUUUGUACACCAGCAGUGUUCACCCAUGGCUUUAAAAAAAAAAAAUCAAUAUAUGAGUACUGACACCUCAUUUUUUUACCAAAAAAAGAGCACCAAGUACCAAUAUAUCUGAGGUGAAAGUUAGGCUACCACGACUGUAAUUUCUUCAAUACUGUUCUUAAAAGCAGCUGCAUUGGCUUCCUUCUAAUUCUCUGGCAAAGAGUCUGUUAAAUUCCACAUCCAACAGAUUGUUCAGUGGUAGAAUGUGCUCCCUUCCAGGUUCACAAGCAGGCAUGUGAGGGAAAAUCAGUAAUAAAAAUCAUGCUUCACUGCAGUCUUAAACUGAGAUAUGGAAAUGGUUGAAGCCAUUUCCAAGAGGAAAACAGCACCACUGUGGGCGAUUUUAAAGUGGCCUGCUGUCUCACCAAAUCCCUAUUCACAUAUCCCCCCACCCAGAGCCUUUAUAAAUAGGUUAAAUAACACUGUUCCCAAACAAAUCCUUAGGGAUGCAGCUAUGAUUCACUUCCCCCCAUUGUAAAAAUUGCUCAUGUAUUCCGACAGUCUUUCUGUUUUGUUAUCAGUUACCAGUCCAUAAAAAGAACAUAAUAAGAGCUUGCUGGAUCACGCUAGUGGCCCAUUUAGUCUGGCAUCCUUUUCUCACAGUGGCAAACCAGAUGCCUAUGGGAAGAUCUGUGCUCUUAUGCUAUAGAUGUUAAGCCUUUUUUAAAGGAGUCUGUGAUGUGUUGCAAAGAGCUUUUGGGAAUUCUAAGUAUAUAGAGUGUCUACUGAAUAGAUUCAACUACCUAUCUGUUGAUCCUCUUAAAUAACUUUAAAAAUGUUGGUGAGACAAGCUUAUCCCUCUAGAGAAGCCAUGCCUUCCCUUGACGAGGCCUAUUCUUUUACAUUGUUAUUUUUUUAAAAAGUUUUAUUUAUACUUUUCAGGAUUAUACAUUUCAUGAGUUUUACAAUCAAAUUAACAUUUCAAAGUUUGACUUCCUUCCCCCUCUUUCGGCGGUUCCUUAAAUUUAUUUUUUAAUUUCUUCUGCAUAACCAAAUGUCAUUUAAUUUGCUCAUUUAAUUAAUCUACUUUAGAUAUAUACUCUUAUGAAACUGCAGGUUAUUACAAUAAUCCUGCCAAUGUUUUUAUCUCUUUGCAUCUGUAAAUAUUCAAUAAACCAUUUCCAUUAGAAGUUUGUUAUCUUGGUUUCUUAUUCUUCUGCCAUUUCUGCAUAUUCCAUAAGUUUUUGUAUCCAUUCUUCCUUUGCUGGGACUUCUGCUUCUUUCCAUUUUGGGGCAAGUAGUAUUCUUGCUGCUGUAGUAGCAUACAUAAAUAAAUUUCUAUACAAUUUAAAUUGUACAAAAUAACUUUUGUAUAAAAAACCCAGAAGCUUUUCUUUUGGGAAUUACUGUAUAGGGACAGAACAAAAGUUAUUUUGAACAUCCUUUUCAAUUUAUUAUAUAUAAUUUCCCAGUAAACUUUAACCUUACUACAAGACUACCACAUAUGAUAAAAAGAACCUUCUUUCUCUUUACAUUUCCAAAACUUGUUUGAUUUAGAUUUAUACAUUUGUGCCAGUUUACUCAGUGUUAGAUACCAACAAUAUAUUAUUUUCAUAUAAUUUUCUCUUAAACCAUAACAUGCUGUAAAUUUUCUAUCCAUAUUCCACAAUCUUUUACAUGAUUAACAAUCUUAGCCAAAGUCAUUAUGACCAGUUUAUUUUAUUAUUAUUAUUAUUUUAUUUUUUUGCAAUGUAACAAGCUUUAUUAAUAGUCUUACAAUACAUUAGAGAUAUAUAGUACAUCUCGUAAAUUGAGAUUUCAAUCAUAUACACUCAAAAAACACACACCAUAUACUUGUCUUUUUUUACAUAGUUAUAAACCUUAAGCUUCAGCUGUGUUUAUGCUACUUUUUGUGCUGUUAUUAACAAAGAUUAUUAACAAAAAAGUUAUUAACAAAAAAUAUCAUAAAAACGUUGGACUUCCUGUCAAUUCCCAUUGUAUGCUUUUAUUCUAAUAGUGAAUGUACCUACCAUUAUUAAUCUAUUCUUUAUAUAUUCUCUAAUACAUUCUUACAACAAUUUGUACCAUUAAUCUUAUUUUGCCUAGAUUUCUUUAUCCAAGUUCAUUCAAAUGCUGCCAUAAACGAAAAACCACUGGUAUAUUUUUGUACAUAUCUCUUGUAUUUAUCCCAUUCUUGUGCAAAUUCCUGUCUUGAACUGCACCUUAGGCUGUUGGUCAAUUGUGCCAUUUCCAAAUAUUCUUGUAACUUAUUCUGCCAAUCCAUUAUAGUCGGAACAUUUCCCCCUUUCCAGUUCUUUGCUACUAGUGUUCGGGCCACCGCCGCAGCGUAUAGAAAUAUUUCUCUUAAGUUUUUCGGGAUAUCUUUACCAACAAUGCUUAACAAAAGCGCUUCUGGCUUUUUAAAAAAUGUUGUUCCAAAGAUUUUUUUCAGCUCAUCAUAGACAAGGCCCCAGAAUUCUCUUAUUUUCCUACACAUCCAUCACAUGUGGUACAUGUCUCCAUUACUUUCCCCACACCAACAGUUACUCACGAUAUUUUUAUACCUCCUGGAAAGCCCUGAUGGGGUAAGAUAGCAUCUAUACUGCAUCUUUAGCAUGUUCUUUAGCAUGUAACAUGCCGUAAAAUUCAUAGUUGUUUUCCAAAAGUUUUUCCAUUCUGCCAACAUUAUGGGACCAGUUUAUCUGAGAUGGAAUGUGUCUGUUGGAACUGGUAGGGAAGAAGGCAGAGAAAUCAACAGUAAGUGGACCAGAGCCAAUGAUAGGAAAAGCCAACUAAUUUUGUCCCCAUUCUCAUCCCUGCUGAGUUCUACCAGGGUUAACACUGUGACUAAGGCCCAAGAAACUGAGAGACUGACAGCUAUCUCUUUGAGUAGUAAGAAGGCAGGCAAAUGGGGGCUGGCUAAGGGCAAACUGGGGUUGCUGGGGCAGGGCACCAUUUGCCCUAGUAGACCAGCUCUAUUCACUGGCUGCCUUGACUAUAAUUUCCUGAAUCUCUUUCUUAAAAACAGUUACGUUGGCUGUGUUCUGAUUUUCUGGCAAAGAGGCUGAUAAACAUUAUCACUAUUUAGUGGUCACUCUAGGAUUCACAAUCAAGAGUGAAAACUGUGUCUCUAGAAGGUGUGUUUAAUUUGCUUGACUGCCUUGCUUAACAAAGUCAAAAUCAAUGUCUUCAUUAUGGCUCAACUUUAAUUGGUUUCAAGUGUUUGUUUAAUGAUGAUUAAUUGAAUUAGUUUCUUUAAAUCAUUUAGUUAAAUGAAGUCUGUCUUUUUGUAAAUCUUUGUGUAAACAGACCAUUUAAACUGUGCAGGUUUGACAAAAGGAACCCAAAAUAAAUAAAUUGCAAAUUUCUGUGUUUAUUUCCACCUUUGGUAUUGGGAGCUGGGAGAACACCUGCCUACACCAAGCCACUGGUCAGGAUGCAGAUUGCUGCAGACUACCUUGUAUAUUGUAGAAAAUAGCUACACAUGCACACAAACACACACUGUCAUCUGGAGAAACACUGGAAACAGGCCACUCUGUUCAAAACAACAUGGUAGGGGGCAAGAGGAGCUGCAAACUGAGAAGGCAAAUAGGUGAAAUAGCCUUCCUCCCCAUUCUGAUAAUGGGAGACUCCACAGGACCAAUCAAAGACCCUUCAGUCAGCAGAGCGACAGCAUUGGAUCAGACUCAAUAUAUUCAAUUUUAGGACCAGCUUCAGGAGAAUAAGAGGGAGUACUGAGAAGUUUUUCUUCUCAGUAAUCACUUUUAAUAUAGUCCCAGGGUUGCUGUAGAUCAGGAGUUAAGCCUGUGAGCACAUUUGGAUGUUUGAGUGUAAAAGGUAAAGGAGCCCUGGAUGGUUAAGUCCAGUCAAAGGCGACUAUGGGGUUGCUGCUCUCAUCUCGCUUUCAGGCCGAAGUAGGCGGCAUUUGUCCACAGGCAGCUUUCUGGGUCAUGUGGCCAGCAUGACUAAACAGCAUGACACCAUGACAAGUGCCAGAGCGCACAGAAAUGCUAUUUACCUUCCUGCCACAGCGGUACCUAUUUAUCUACUUGCAGUGAUGUGCUUUCGAACUGCUAAGUUGGCAGACACUGGGACAUAGCUCAUCCCAUCACACGGAUCUCAACCGCCGACCUUCUGAUUGGCAAACCCAAGAGGCUCUAUGGUUUAGACCACAGCGCCACUCGCGUCCCUGUGUUUGACUGACACCCCUGCUGGUAACUUCUUUAUUCACUCCCCUAAAUCAGCUUUCCUCCACCACCCAGCCAAGAAAGAAAGAUAGGAGAUCUGGGUAAAAAUCAGAUAUAGUAGAAUUAAUCUGAGUGUUGAAAAGCACAUAGAGGUGGAAGUGAGAAAGAGUGCCUCUCUUCCAACUUCCUCCUUCAGCUCUAUGUUCUUUUCACGAGAGAGAAAGGUAAGCAGCAUAACUGCUUCAUGAAUAAGGGGUCAGUGCAGGAGAGAGGCUUUGUAGGUGUCAGGGGAAAACCUCUAGGUGCCAUUGUGCUCACCACAUUACCAACCCCUGCUCUAGAUACUAUUGAGAUGCUUGCUUGCUUGUUACAGAUACUGUAAAGGUAAAGGGACCCCUGACCAUUAGGUCCAGUCGUGACUGACUCUGGGGCUGUGGUGCUCAUCUCGCUUUAUUGUCCAAGGGAGCCGGCGUACAGUCAUGUGGCCAACAUGACUAAGCUGUUUCUGGAGAACCAGAGCAGCGCAUGGAAACGCCGUUUACCUUCCCGCCGGAGUGGUACCUAUUUAUCUACUUGCACUUUGACAUGCUUUCAAACUGCUAGGUUGGCAGGAACAGGGACCAAGCAACAGGAGCUCACCCUGUUGCGGGGAUUCGAACCGCCGACCUUCUGAUCGGCAAGUCCUAGGCUCUGUGGUUUAACACACAGCGCCACCCGCGUCCCUACAGAUACUGUAGCCAUGAUUUAUACAUGUGGUUCACCUUCGUGUGAUGGUUUUAUUUGAAAUUAAAAUAUUUAAACAAAGCAAAAAAAUCAUGGGCGCUUCCUAAGUUUUGUUUGAAAUGAAACUGGUGGCCUCUAUAAUUUAUGUCUUUGGGUGAAAUUCAUCUUUGAAAUUCUAACCAUGUUUUCUCAGAUGUAUGUCCCACUGAAGACACUGAAGGGCUUAAGCCCAGGUAGGUGGGGUUAAGAUUGCAGUCUAAGAGAUGAAAGAGAAAAUGGGACUUACAUUUUCUUUUGUUUCACUUAUUCAGCAAUUCCACCAGUGCUAUUCCUGGCCUAAUGCUUAUUGAUUUGCUACCGAGUCCAAAAUAAACCAACCUCUUCACAAAAGACACCCCAAUUGCGCAGCCCACAAAGGCAUGUCAGAUUUGGUGUAUUGGGCACUUCAUUAUGGCAUUAAAAAAAUCAGUUUAUAUAGUGUGACAUGCUAUGCUUACUUUAGCCUCCAGUUUUUAUAAUGGCAAGUAGGUCGUCAAGCACAAAAUAUGCUUGCCAUUACAAAAAAUGUUUUCUCAGAUGUUAACUUAAAAAAUGUAAUUUAAUAUUCCAUUCCUCCCUCACCAAUAUUAGCAUUUUUAUUUUUUAUUUUAAAUGAAGCUACUUAAAGGAUUAAUGUUGCUCGGACAGGAGCUUUUACCAACUGCUAUGGCACAUUAAAACUUUGUAUCCAUUGUUUUCAUUUCAUUUGCUACUGAUUGUUAGAAAUUAGGAAUUCCUCAUGAAUUGAUAGGCCUUUCCAAACCAACUAUGCCAUCCACCUUAGACGACACAGUAUCCCCCAGCACUUGAGGUAAGUUAUACACCAUGAGACAGGACAGUUUGAGAGGCAGCCAUUCUGAUAUGCUCCCAGUGGGCCUUUGUGCAUAGAAUUACAUGGGAAGCAGUGUGUGGUUGCUUCCUGCACCGUUUUUCAAAGCAAUCGUAUGAUUUUUCCACACCCUUCUUUAUUUUUAAAUCAAACUUGGAGCAGACAGGCCUUCAAGUAGAAUACGGCCUCAAUAAAAUAUGGCACACAGACACUCUACACUGCAGGCCUUCCUUUUAACCAGAGAAUGCUGGCUGCUGAAGACAUAUAGGAAACUGCCUUGUACCAGGAUGGGUUAUUGUGUGUCUAGCCCCAUAUUGUCUACUAGGACCAGAACCAGAUUUUCAGAAUUCCAAGCAGGUGUCUUUCCUAUCAUCUUCCACCUGAUCUGUUUUUUGACUGGCGGUGCCAUGGAACUUUCCAUAUGCAAAGCAUGUUCUCUACCAUGAGCCAUGGUCUCUCCCCUCAUCAUCUCUUCCUUCCCCAACAUGCAAUUGCCAGCAUUACUUAGAGAAAGGGACACUGGUACAAAACUUCCAUGUCUGAUGUAACAUAGAUUAGUUGCUCCAAAAGACAGAAAAUGGAGCUCAAAGCCUAACCCGGAGCACAGUUUUGAACGUUUGCAGAAUUGAAAUCUGACAUCUCGAUGAUGCAGCUUCCAGUAGUCUUUGCCCAUAUAACGGGUGCUCAUCCAUCUUUAUUCUCUUAAUGAUUUAUUAAUCCAGCUUCCCAUAAAAUGUAAGGGAAGCCAUGAAUAAUUUAAGUCUGGUCAAGGCAUAAGAAGAAAAACAUAUGAAACCCAGACAGGGCAAAGCGGAAAAGAGCAGGCAGUGGUUUGAUCUCAGUCUCUGUUCUCUGUAAAAAGUUCCUCUUGAAGCAGAGCUCUGCUUUAGGGUUGCAUAUUUUGGGGUGGAGAGCUUUUCCGAAUCAAGUGCAGAUAAAUAAAAAACAAGGCACAAUAUCUAGCUAGUUACUAUAUCGUCAAAAGAAUUGGUCUCGUAUAUGAUAUUGGAAGCAUGAAUAGUAAUUGCAAGUCAGUGGAAAUCUUACCCUGGAUGCUUAGUAACGCUCACUGUGGAAUAGAGCUAUAAUGGGGGGUGGGGGUGGAAUCACAUAUAAUUUGAGAUUUCGACAAGGACUAGAAUCUCCAGGCACUUUUGAUACGAUUUGGCAUUCCUUUAUGACAUGUACAGCGGAACCAUCAUUUUCAAGACAAUCCUUGUCACAAGACUGGCAAAUCUGUAACUAUACUGAUGAUCUGAUAACAUUGAUAAUCUUUCCUUGGACUUUGCUAUUUUAACUCACUCUGCAUGCCUAUUUUAAAGCUUUGUUUUCCAUCUUUUAAUAUUUAUUUGUUGCUGUAAUUGCUCUUUCUGUUUUAUAUACAUUAUAAAAUGAAAUAAUAAGAAACAACUUUACAGAAAGAGAGAGAGAUUGCUUGUUACCAUGACCUGCACAGCACGUUUUGUACUCACCUCCAUCUGCCUAAUGACAGGGCCGGCCAUGCUUUAUUAACUAAGAAUGAAAUAUGAACCUUGCCUUCUCCUUCAAGCACUUCAAUGCAGUUAUUAGUAUUCUGCCUUGCAAACCUGCUGAUGGUGGUCACAUUUCCCAGGCUUUUUGUCUUGGGGCUUAAAACUACAGAUUGCAUGAGGAUGCAUUUUGAUGUAAUUGAACAGAGAGGUAUAUUGCUGCCCUGACAGGUGCGGACACGUUUUUAAUGGACAUAUGGUACCUAAACUAGACUGCAUUUGAGAGGAGGGCUUCUUUGUUUGUCAAAAUCAGUUGACUGUUAUUGUAGCUUAGAAUAGUUGUACUUGAUUUUUUAAAAUGUUUUUUCCUGAUUUUAUGGUUUUUCUGGCUCUGUUUUAUUUAUUAAUUAUCCCCCUCCCCACGGGCUUCUGUUUCAUGGCUUUAAUCAUGAUUGCUGCUACAUUUCCUCAUAGUUGUCAUAUUUUAGUGUGGCUUUUUGUAGACUUCUAGUAGAAAAGCAGAGUUAAAUAUUCAAAAGGGAAUAAAGAAUGAACAAAAUGUGGCGGCAACAAAACCAUUACCUUUCCCCCAAAGUAAACAGUUGCUAUCAUUGCAGCCUUAUAAAAAAAGGCAGUUGUUUCUGGUUGCUCCCAUGCAACUAAUAUCACCUGUGGGAAUGCAGGUCUGUUUCACUCUCUCAAGGUUGCAGAGAGCAUGUUUGCUGUGUGCACCCUAAGCAGCGUUUCAACAAUAGAGCUACAGUGGUUACAAGAGGGCAAACACCAGGUCCAGCCCAUCUCUCAGAAAACACCCUUUUCUACCAACCUGGCCCAAAGAGUUGCAUAGAUAGUGGCUGGGUGUAGUAGCCUAAUGUUACAGAGCAGGAUCCAUGUCACAGUGCCGGGAGGGGUGUCUCUGGGGUAACAGAGGAUGUUAUGAAGAUGCAGUGUGUCUUGUUGUUUUUUAAAAGAACUCAAUAGAAACAGGAGCAAAUGGGACUGGGGUUAAGGGAAGACAGCCCUUAAGAAGCUGAGAAGGGGAGGUCAACAGAAUGACUAUGGUUGAAUUCAGGAGAGAGAUUUGAAUAGGAUAAGAGAGCACACUGUGAGGCACAUAGACCUGGUUCACACAUAAUACGAAACUAUUGUUUAUAAACCAUGGUUUCACACUCUCUGAAUCCUGCUAAGAAGUUUAGCUAUGGUUUGUUUUCUGCCAACAAACCACAGUGUGAAUCCCAUGAUUUCUUGUUGGUUUAAGAACCUUGGCUUGCAUUUACUGUGGCUUGGCAUUAUUAGUGAAGCCAGCACCCUUUCUUAACCAUGGUUCAUCCCGGGCAUAAAACCAAGCUACAAAGGCACAAGGCAAAAGUAGCUAGAAAACAAGGCAAGCUUUGAACUGGAGUCCUGAAAGCCAGACAGAUCUGAAGAACCACAUUUGCCCCCUGGGCCCAAGGUUUCCCAUUCCUGGAAUAGAGUAAAUGACUGAGCAGUCGAUUUACAGGAAUAAAAUUAAAAGAAAAGUCAUUGGCAAAAGGGAAAGAAAGGGAAAAGCCUAGAAGCUUACAGAUGGGAGUUUCAUGGACUAGCUCAGCCAUUUGUACUUAUCUUUUAACAUUUGAUACUGAAGAUUGCAAUGAACAUUGCUUCAGGCACUUCCUUCUAUAGUUCACUCUGCCUGAGCACCAUGUUAUCUUCACAUUCAGUGCUUGUUGUGCUGUGGAACUAAUGUUUGCCUCGGACCGCUGAGAAGGGGAAUAAAAAUAAAUUUCCUCUGCCUGUUAGAAUUGCACAGCUGCGUCUGAGCUGCUCCAGGAGGAGUCUGGGAAUGCAAAUGUGUCUUUUAAUACAUGCAAUUCUAAUUAAGUGUAGUCAUAACCCCGUGCUGUGGUAAAAUUCUCUGUACUCUGAAGCUGCGUAUUAAACGCUUCUCCUAAGGAGCGUGGAGAAUCCCCUCAGGAGGCUGAUUCCUCAACACUAGAGUCAAAUUCCUUGCCUGUCUUGUUUUGAAUCUGAGUGAUGCUGCCAAUUGAAUUAUUAUUAUUAUUAUUAUUAUUAUUAUUAUAUUUUAUAGAAAAUAUUUCAAUUAAACAAAAAAAUUAUUACUGGAGGGGGGAAUCCUGCCAUCAGAAACAUUACCCAAAUCAAUUAUUAUUUUUAAAAACAACAGGCUUGCUACAAAUUCCUAUGACAGAAAGAGAAAUAUUUUGUCUGAGCUGGGCUAGAACUAGUCAUUCAAUCCACUCCCAUUUUGUCAGUACUUUUCCGUCUUUUCAGACUUGGGACUGUGGGCUUCCAUUGGGGGGGCAAGGGGGCUGUUGCCCAUUACCCUGGUGAAUCAUAAUAUCCAGAUUUCCAGCUUUCAUAAUAAAGAAUAGGUGUAUAGCAUUUGUAGAACCUGAGAUGAGGCAAUAUGUACAGACACCGCUUUUAAUCUUUUUUUAAAAAAAAAUAAGCAAGGCUUCUUCCUCCUUUCAUUGUUUUACUUUGCCUGCUUCUUUGAAACAUUCCUAUAGAUACCCCUAUUUGGGACCCAUUUAACCUGAUAAUGGAUUUAGGGACCCACUUCAUCAUUUUUGCCAUUAUGCUGUCACAACCCACCUCAUGAGAUGGGUGAACUCUGGAGCCGACUGCUCACCGAGCGCUGGCUCCGCCCCCUUUUAAGCCACGGGAGCGGACCAGAGUGAAGCCUGCUCACUCGCGGUCCGCUCCUGGGUCCCGCCCCAGUCGCAUCGCGGAUUGGCUCGUUUAAACCGGGGUUUUUCCAGGAACCCACAAAACUCCGCGGCGCCGGGAAAGCGGGCAAGCUUGGGCAACCUGGCGUGUCUCCAACAAGAUCGGGGGUACCGCGUGCCGGUCUGCAAAUGGCGCCCACCUCGGAUGGGUGAGCGGUUAUUCUUGACCUACUGGUCAAAGAUAAGUGUUCAAAGAUGCACACUCAUUGUCUCACACAAUGAACUGAACUCUCACCCCUUUUAUUGUCCUUAUCUUUUCCAGUACUCUACCCCCACGAUGCUCCCUCUUUGUGUUUCUUUGAAAGACAUUUCAGGGGAAAGGUUUCAAUAAAUACAAGAACAAAUAAGAAAAAAGAAAAAAUAUUGCAAUAAAAAAUAUUCAUUUUCAAAAUGGUCAUAUAGGAUAUCUCCUGUGACAUUACAUAUGGAGAUUUUUUGGGGUAUAAGAGAGAGGGAGUUUUGCUUGCAAAUAAUGCAAGGCACUGGGACUCAAAUCUGCCUGGGAAUAAUCAGCAUUUGAUGUGUAAAUUGGCUGUAAUUGAAAGACACACUGCACAUGCUCAGAAGCAUUCUCUGCAGUCUGCAAAAAAAAAGUCUCAACUAAUACAUAAUUAGGGAAAUAUAAACCUUUAUAUUGAAAAUCGUCUAUGGAGCUGAGCAUAGGUCAGUCUAGUAGAAUUUAAGUGACACUGCAGGGGAAGGCAGGGCUUAGUUUGCUGCUCAUGGGGAUUUCCUAGCUUCUCAGCCAAGUGGUUUCCUGUCUCUGGAGCUUUACACAUGAACAAUUCCCUUGCUUAUAGCUGCUCAGGCAAGUAGACUGCACAAUUAAACCGAGGAAACACAUUCCUAUUGGACUGAAUUCCACCUUUUAAAAACAGAAAGAUCAAAAGAUGCUGUUUCUAUUUAAAAUGACAUAAUAAUUAAUUCUAAUAUCUCUAGAUCAGGUGGAGCAUACAGUUCUAAAGCACUGGAAUUGGGCGCUUCCCUUCCCUUCCCUUCCCUUCCCAUCCCUUCCCUUUCAAAAUAUUCCUUUUAGCAAGAGUGGAGAGAUGGCACCCAUCCCUCAACCCUAAUCCGCUCUCCAGGUAGGGUUGCCAUAUUCUAGUCUGCCAAAUCCAGGUGGCAGAAUUUGCAAAUUAUUUGCUUAUGGUGCAAAUCACAUAGGCUGGGAAAGGGUUAAGCAACCAACCUCCCACUCCAUAUUAUAGAAUAGGUGGGGGACUUCUGGCUCUCCAUCAGCCCCAGGCAGCAUGGCCAAUUGGCAGGGACUGUGGAAGCUGAAGUCCACCAACAUCUGGAGAGUUUCAGGUUCUCCCCUGCCCCCCCUCCCAUGUUUUAUAAGAAUGAAAAAUGUGGUUGGGUUUCCGUAGAUACUUUUGCAUGCAACAUGAACGCAGUGCGCAACAGACACAGUGCACUCUCCUUUGCACAACACUGAAUUCCACCCCAUGUGUGUACACUAACUUUGUUGGAAAACUGCCCUACAUCAACUCUGGAAAGCCUUUGCACCCAUAGACUUUCCACAUAUAGGCUUUCUCCUGCAGAAGUCUACGCUUAAUGUGUGGGUAUUGGAGGCAGAGAGAGGAAGCUGUAUGGUCUUGGCAUCUGCCCUGCUGCCCAUUUAAUUAUCCUGAGGCUUUACUUGGCUGUCCUGCCUAGUGCUAGGGGGCUACCAACCACCACACAGGAGCCCAUAGCUCUCAAAUGUGUACAUGGGUGAGAAGGGAGGUUUGCACCUGUGUAGAGAAAAUCUGCUGGUCCUUGGGGUCUGGAAGGAUUCUGUUUUUAUGAUAAUAAUAAUAAUUUAUUAUUUAUACCCCACCCAUCUGGCUGGAUUUAUUAUUAUUAUUAUUAUUAUUAUUAUUAUUAUUAUUACUAUUACUAGUGAGGUGCUGGGACACCUGAGGUGACAGUGAAGGAAACAUCUGCAAAGGAAAAAGUGGUGACCAUAGCCUUGUUUAAGGCUUUGUUUGCAGCAAAAGCAGACCCUGAAAUAUUUUCUUGCAGAUUUGCUCUCGUCGCCUUUAAGAUGUCUUUUCCUAAAAUUGCAGGAUUCAUAUAAACUGUGAUGAACAUUUCACUUCCAACUAAUGUCUCUUUAUCACCCUCUGUAAGUCAUAAAAAAAUUAUAGCCUUAUUAGCUUGUCUUAAAAAAAAAAGUUUGGCUGAAUGAAACAUAUAAUUUGUUCGCUACAGAACAACAAGAACAACAUGGCACUUUUUGUUCGCUAUUAAUAACCUCCUAAGAUGAAAAUUAAUUGUCCUGCUCUUUAUUUGCAGCGACAUAUUGCUUGUUGUCCCUUAGUGCCCACCAACUGCACUGCUGAGAGAUGCCAGUGAAAGAAAUGAUGCUACAAAUAACAAAACAUUUAAGCUUUAUUAAAAAGAUGAACUAGAACAGCUACGAGUUUAUACAGGAGUUGAGGACCACCAGAUGUAAUGUACCUGCAGUUGAAAUCUGAAGGGGUAGAAGAUAAUGGAAAUAAAACAGCCUUUCAUGCAAUGGUCUAAAGAAAAUGCAAUUUGGGAUGAAAGCCUGCUUGCUACUGUUUUGUUUCUGGUAUUAUUAUUUUUAAUAAAAAAAAACCCCACAAGGAUACUCCUACACCCUUCUAGCAAUUUCAUAUUGUUCAGUAAAUGACCUUUCAUUAGGCAUUCCAUAAACAGGACCAGCUCAACACCUACUGCUUUGUCUGAGGUGGAACAACAACUGGUGUCCUGUCCACCCCAAAAUGCCUCAUAAGCACUACACUCUGGGAGUAAAAAUAUAAUGUUAAUAAAUUGAGCAGUUGCUGCCUCAAAUCAGCUGCCUGGAGUGAUCAUGUAACUCUUAUCUAUUGGUAGGGCCAGCUCUAUUUAUGAAAAAGUACAUCAAAAACCUGCUUAUUGAAAUUAUAUUCACAGGGGCAUCAAGAAUAAAGGUGCCCAAUACUUUGUGGAAAUCAACAGUGCUAUUUGGUUUCGCUCAGUUGUGUGUUUUAAAUUAAACGCAUAUUCCUCUAUUCCCAAGAAGACACUUGUUUUUACUAGUCACACUGUUUCAGAUCUAGUUGCAUAUGUGUAUUUGUAAGAGGUGUGGGGGAAGUUGGCUAGGGAGGUUGCAAUACUUCUAAUGAGUGUCAAGGAGUUUCCAUACUACCUAAAUUUACAGGCAUAGGCAAACUCUGGCCCGCUAGAUGGUUGGGACUACAAUUCCCAUCAUCCCUAGCUAACAGGACCAGUGGUCAGGGAUGAUGGGAAUUUUAGUCCCAAACAUCUGGAGGGCCAAGUUUGGCCAUGCCUGGCCGAAAAUGUCAUCAAAAUCUGAUAUCCACUUUCUUCCAACUCUCCAUAUACACACACACAUACAUACAAACACACGAACUCCUUUUGCUUCAUCUCUUUGUCCACACAACCACUGACAAGUGCCACAUAAUGUCUGUCCCACACUUGUAAGGAACCUAUCUGUUAAUGUGGCAGCAUCUACACCCUGGAAUUUCCUGGAAUUAGGAAGGCGCCUUUACUGUAUUCUUAAAACCUUUUCUGUUUAUGAAAACCUACCCAAACACGUAAAGUUGACGUGAUCCAUAAUUUUUGCUUGGAAUGUAUACUUUAAGGUAUUUAUUAAUUUUCCUUUUUAGUAAACUUGUUUUUUAAAUUUUGAUUUUUAUUGACAGUUUUAAUGUAUAUUUCAUGUUCUUUGCCAACUGCUUAGAGAUUUUAUUUACAGUUAAGCAGUAUACAAUUUGUUAAAUAAAUGCAUCUUUUACUACAUUUUUUCAAAGGACUUGGCAAUACUUCACAGUCAUAAUACAAACAGGCAACAUUUGCAAAGGAGAAAGAAUCACACAUGCAACCAUAGCUUCGUUUAUGGCUUUGUUUACAGCAUCAGUAACAACUGAAGCUUCAAUUGAACAAUGAACAAUUGAACAAUGGAAGCUUCUCUGGAGUGAAUGAGACGAAUCUCUUGAUACAAUACAGAAUCUUGAAAUACCUGGUUCUGCAGUUUUUCAGAACAACUGGUUAUGGAUGGCAAAGUCUUCAGUUUACUUUAUGGUCUUGCUUUUCAGCUUUUCCAAAAUUGUACUCAAAGCACCAAGCACCUAAAUGUGUAAAAUACCUUGCCUGUGUCUGGCCUCUGUUUACUAAAUUUACUAGAUUUCCCUAAGAAGACAGAACUGGCUUUGAGGUCAUGACAAGCCAUGGCUUAUCAUGAUGGGGGAAAGUUUGUUCCAGCUCCACUCUCCUCCUCCAGUUCAGCUGGAUCAGCAGCUUCCUGCUCCUUUUUGAUGACGGGCAGAAUAGCAUUUCCCUAAACUGUGGCUAGUCCUAACAUAGUUUGUUGAGACAAACCAGCUUCAUAAGCCAUGGUUUGAAGUUGGCAGGUGUUGAACAAACAUUUGUUAGAAUUAGCCAAAGUUUGUCAGGUUUGGAUGACAUGACAAGGCUGUGUUUAAUUAAAAAUGGAAGUGAAAGCUCCCAAUUUCCUCACAGUCAAAGAGGGGAGAUAGGAUCUCAGGACUCAUUCCCACCAUGAUAUACAGUGGUACCUCGGGUUACAUACACUUCAGGUUACAGACGCUUCAGGUUACAGACUCCGCUAACCCAGAAAUAUUACCUCGGGUUAAGAACUUUGCUUCAGGAUGAGAACAGAAAUCGUGCUCCGGCGGCGCGGGUGCAGUGGGAGGCCCCAUUAGCUAAAGUGGUGCUUCAGGUUAAGAACAAUUUCAGGUUAAGAACAGACCUCCGGAACGAAUUGUACUUAACCCGAGGUACCACUGUACACCAUUGACGAUGGUUUGCUUGAAACAAGCCCAAUUUCACAACCAAUUGUUUUAAGCUGGUCUUAACUUUGUUGGGUUUGGGUUGGAUGACAUGACUAGCUGUGAUUAAACAACUGUGGUUUUGAAAUCUUCCAAUCCCCUCACCCUGGCGAUUGUGAUGUCUGAAGUGGGCCCCAGUCUUCAGAUUCUAUUUGGUGAGCCUUUAACCGUCAGUGUAUGAUAUUAUGCUAACAGUGUCAACUCACACAAGCCACCUUAACAGUCAACCGGUAUUAUAAUAGUACAGUGGCACCUCGGGUUAAGAACUUAAUUCGUUCUGGAGGUCCGUUCUUAACCUGACACUGUUCUUAACCUGGGGUACCACUUUAGCUAAUGGGGCCUCCCACUGCCGCUGCGCUGCCGCUGUGCAAUUUCUGUUCUCAUCCUGAAGCAAAGUUCUUAACCCGGGGUACUGUUUCUGGGUUAGCGGAGUCUGUAAUCUGAAGCGUCUGUAACCCGAGGUACCGCUGUACUGCACUAGAGUGGAAGAUCUGUGCAGGCUUCCAGUCGGGAGACAAAAAUAAUAAAACACAGGGAAGUGGCAGGUACCAAGCGCGCCAUGCUGAUUCCUGAGUAUACACAGCUGUUUUUCAUCAAUCAAGGCAAACAGUAUAUGUCAAAGGUCCUAAUUUUUCCCCAUUGAGACCAGAGUCAAUAACCAUCUGUCAUUUCUGAAACAGUAGCAAUAUUUCCUUUGAUUACACUUGUGUAAUAAUAGUAUCAUACCUUACGCUGCUACUUACGGCUGCUUGUAUGAAUUGACAUCGUCACCAUAAGGCAGCCCACCUCUGACUCUUUUUGUAUAUUCCCUGCCCCAACCUCUGGAGAAAAGGUCCUGAAAUCAUUAUCAUCAGCAAUUACUGCCUCCCCAUCACCACCAGCAAUAUUGUGCCUUUGUAUGGAAUUUAAUUAUAAGUUUUUUUGAGAACCAAUUUUCGUUGAAAAUCAAGGGAUAUUUUUUGUUUUUUUGUUUUUACUGCGUUGCUUAGUCGCCCAGUAACUAAUGUUCUCUAGACAACCUACUACAAUAUGUAUUAUAUAAAAGGGGUGGGGGUAACCAAGGGACUUGUUCCUCUGCUUGUCCUCUCCCAAAUCUUUUCUGGGGGUACCUCCUAUCCCCUGGAGCAGAUACAGGGAAUGUACAGAUGCCACAAAAGGUUACAACUUUGUUGGAUACAACCCAAAGACUGUCCUCUUUCUUGCAGGCUGUGUCUCCAUCAGCACUGCACCCGUUCACGUUUCAGUUUAGCCAUCUUUGUGUCUGCUUCACCCUCUCGGGAAUGUGGGUAUUGUGACAGAGGAGCACUGUUCUACAGGCCCUCACCAUUUAAGUCAGGCAAUCAGCUAUCUCCACCAGUUUUAUUCAAAUACACAAGGGUGGUUAAGAUGGCUACCUGGAAAACAUGAAACGGGCUCAUAUACCUGACAGACGUGACUGUGGUUCUCAAGAGGCCAAUGAGAGAGGAGAGAGUCUGUCAAAGCUGGGCUGCCCUUGCUGCUUUGUCUCCUCCUUUCCAUCGGGCAUCCAUGCCAGAUUUUACUAUGCACUGCUCAGAGAAGUUGGUCUUCCUUAAAACUCAUAAACAGGCUAGAAAUAUUGUGUUGUUGGGGAACUGUUGAUCUGUUCUUGGGAAGAAACAGAGCUAGAGAGCUGGCUUUACACUCUGGAUAAACUGCAAGGGAUUGGCUGGAAGAGCAAGGCCCACUGGCCCACAAUUUCAUGGUCUAAUAGUUUACUAAUUCAUCCUUGUCUGGGGUGAAGGUAGCCUGCAGACUCCCACAGAGCUGGUGGUGGUAACCAUUAGAGAAGCAGGCCUACUCUGCAAGGCCGGUGUGCAAGGAAGAAGCAUAAGAAGUUCUCCUGGUGAGGCUUUGCUACAGGUACAAGAACACUGGUGUCCCUUUAUUUAUGCACAUGGAAGUGGUGCAAGACACUGUCUGGAAAAGCUUUGCCUAUUUAAUUUCUGCAUCUCUGAGUGCUGUUUUAAUUUAUACAUGCUUCUCUUUAAAGGAGGGUCAGAAAACAAUGGCAUCUUUAAGAAAAAGAGGGACACUAACUCAAAAGGCCAGAAGGACAUUCCGUGUGUUGAAAUAUACAAGAGUUAGUGAAUCUGAAGGGCACCAUAUGUUCCUGUAUUUCCCAAUUGGAUACAACCUCCAUAGCUUGACAGCGUUAAAGGACAGAUGGAGAUAGAGAUCAGAGGCUGCAAUCAGGGCGGAGGAAAUGUUCUGGAUAUUUUCUCUGGCUUUCAUCAGUUUUCUCCCCCGUUAUUCCAUUUAAGUGUGUUUCAAAUUCGAUAAUGAAAGCCACAGUGUCAAGUGCUUUCAAAAUGUAUGGAACGAAUCCCUGAUAUCAUCACCUCUUGGCUAGGUAUCUACUCAGCUCUGUAGUGGUUACUCCCUUCUCAACAAAUAUUGUGCACUUGCAUACUUAUCCACUCCAUUUAUCAGCUGCCCAAUAACUGGAGUUGCCUGGGUGACCUCCUGCCAUGUCAAUAACUCCGAUAGCACAACCUUUUAUAACCAUUUAGGUCAAGUAUAAUUGCAGAAAUAAAGCAUCCCUGCUUUUGAAUUCAAUUCACUGCACAAUGCUUUUACAAUUGCAGGAGGUGGGGAAGACGCUGUAUGUGCCUACAUUCCCCACCUCUUGUAUACAAAACCGCCUUUUCUUCAUUUCUUGCUGCUACAAAUAAAUUUAUAUCAAUACAGUCAUUCCCGUGCAGCACUAAUACAUUUAGAGUGGAGAAUUCAUACAAUUAUAUCCCCCCGUAACAAAUAUUUACCCUAAUGAAUGCAUAGCCGUAUGUUUUGUUUCUUUUUGCCACUAGAAAUCAUUCUGAGAAUAUACUCUGCCUUGCAGAGGAAUCAGUACAGUGGUAUCUCGGGUUACAGACGCUUCAGGUUACAGACUCCGCUAACCCAGAAAUAGUACCUCGGGUUAAGAACUUUGCUUCAGGAUGAGAACAGAAAUUGUGCUCCGGCAGCAGCUGGACGCCCCAUUAGCUAAAGUGGUGCUUCAGGUUAAGAAGAGUUUCAGGUUAAGAACGGACCUCCGGAACAAAUUAAGUACUUAACCCGAGGUACCACUGUAUUCCAGUGAUGCUUCUGUUGUCCUUCCAUGGAAUGGCCUUCAUUACUGUAAAAAAUCUGGGCCUCCUCUGGACUACAUGUAAUAGGAGAUUUGUCUGGAGACUUCUUACCCAGGAUUUUUCUUCUUUUCUGGAUGGUUCACCCUUGACUAAAAAUAUAUAUAAUUUGCUCAUUAAUACCAGCACUGGGAGGUUUCUUAGAUCCUGUCAAUUCAGAUCAUAGUGAGCACAACAUCUGCCUGCACAGAUUUCCAUUCAGUCCCCAGCUGCAAGGCUAGAUGUACAAUAUUUACUGCCACACAAACAACAAAAUGCAAAAUUAAUGAUCAAAUCUCUCAUGAAUUUCAACUGAGAUAUCUUGACAAACAUCAAAUGGGGCUUGUUUUGCAAUAUGAUUCCCCUUUUUUCCCCUAUCUCUCUCCCUCUUAUCUGUAAGCCUAUGGAUAAUUACUUGAAAUAUAUGAAUAAUUGUAAAUAGUUUCCACAUGCAAACAUACCGUAUUUUUUCAGUGUAUGAAACGAGGUUUUUUUGAUUAAAAAAAUUAUGUUAGAAAUUUGGGGUUGUCUUAUACAUGGAUAGUGCAGAGGGUGGACUGGCGACUGGUUGCUGCUGUGAGCAGGAGAUUGUCAGCAGUGAUAGGGCAGGUGAUUGGUGGCUGCAGCAAGGGCUGCUGUUGAUAGGCUGUCACCGCGGCAAUUGUGCGGGAGAUUGGUGGCUGCUGGCGGCGAUCGGGCAGUUGAUUGGAAGCUUUGGCAGCUCUUGCUAUUGUCAGUGGUGGUCAGCAACCCCCCCCCAAAAAAAGCUCAACAACUCUGGGCAAUCCCCCCCAUUUGUAGGGGGCAUCUUAUACACAGGGGCAUCUUAUAUACAGAAAAUACAGUACUUUCAAACUGUGCACUCCUGCAGUCUCAACACUUAAAAUGUUUCUAUUCAACUACAUCACAAAGAGUACCAAAAACUGCAUUAGUAAUAAAUAGGUAAUAAAAGAGGUCAUGUUUAUCCUUUCUUUCAGUUAGUUAUUUAAAAUUAAAUCUAUUCCAAUCUCUGCUAUCCCAGUUUUUCUUUUUAUAUUAUGCGCAACCAGCUUCCAACUGUCUAAUCUUUCUUUAUAAUUCCACGUUUCUUUCAUAUUACUGUCAAUUUAACAAUUCCCAUCUGUUCCCAUAAGCUCCUAACUCAUCCUUUCUUAUUUGGUUAGUGGCUAUCCUUCCAAGCCUAUUGAUAUCCUUUAUUGUUUUUACUGAGUGAUAAGUGCAAUCACAAUGUGUUGGGAGGAGGCUGUAGGGAAAAAUAGUACUGUUAGGUUGAUCAAUGAAAGGGACUGAUAGGUAAAAUAUUUGGUGCUCGGGUAUUUUAAAGACUCGUGGCUGCUUAUGGGGCAUGUGCUUGCGUGUGUGUUUGCAUGAGUGCAUUGUGCGUGCAUACACACAUGCUGAAUAAAUAAUUUCUUUUGAUUUAUGUCCAGGUUUAGUGCUCUAACUGCAACCUCUCUAUUUUUAGAAAUGCUGUCAAGGUUGUUCUUGGGCUUUGUGCAUUGCCUUUUCUUAUGCGGCUUGUCUUAAGCCAAAUUAUAUGAAAGGCCUUUAAAAACAGAGAGAAAUUCCAUCAAUAUGACUAAACUCAAAAUAGGCUUCCCUCCUGCAGCCCAACAUGGUGACCUUCUCAAACAUCCAAAAUACAGUCCAAAGGUCACACUUGAUAAAUUUGCACUUGGGUGAAAUUUACUUGUGUAUUUAUUCUAAUAAUAAUCUGAUUUAUGCAGCUUAUGCAUCCCUCUGAUUGGCUCUUAGGAUGAAGCACAUGUGCAUAAAAACAGCACGGUUUUUAAAAUCAUAUUAGCUGUGCGGCACCAGUGACUGGUGAAUCCUGGCAAAACAGAGAUGCUCUUGGUAUGUAGUCCCUAAAUUCAGGAAUUGGGUGGCGACCUGUCCUACAUGGUCACACACACCCUGAAGGUUCAUGGACUGGGAUAGCUCAGUUGGCAGAGCAUGAAACUGUUAAUCUCAAGGCAGUGGGUUCAAGCCCUAUGCUGGAGAAAAGAUUCCUGCGUUGCAGGCGGUUAGACCCUCGUGGUCCCUUCCAUGUCUACAAUUCUAUGAUUCUAUAAUCCUGUCACUAGAAGCCAGUGGCGCCGGAUAUAUGGAGUGCAAGAGGCUUUAGCUCCCUCAAUAUUUUGAGGCAGGAGGCGCUGCCUCCCAAUAUUGAGGGAACUGCCAUCACUGGCCGCUUCUGGGUGAGCACUGACACGACACCCAAAUGCCAGGAUGGAGGGCAAUUUCCAGAGUGUCCCAGCAGGCGUGGCCUGACAGGGAGGCAGGGCGUUGUGCAUGUGACAUCAUGCACAUGUGACAGCCCCCCAAUGUGGGGCCCAACUUGGUGUGCCUGAUAGAAGCCCAAGUGGCCUCUGUGGGAAGAAGUGCUUAUUUCCAUCUACAACUAGCUGGAUCAGGGCAGCCUUGUCACCAUACUACAAGCUACACUAAUUUAUUGAUUACUGCCAGGCACUCUACAUGGGGCUUCCCUUGAAGACUGACCAAAAUGGCAGGAUGGUGCUGCUAGAGCAGUGGUACCCAAUGUGAUGUUGUUGGACUCCCAACUCCCAUUAAGGCCAGCCAGCAUGCCUAAUGGUCAUUGGUGAUGGGAGUUGCAGUCCAUCAACAGCUGAGGGAACUAGAAGUUCCUCAUCUGCAUUUUAGUGGACAGGGGUCUAUGUUUAGAUUCUGUCAGGUCUGGCAAAAUCCCUUUAGCUGUCAGGGUGCUGUCUGCAGCUCCCGGAUGGUUGCCCAGGGAAGUAUAAAGACAAGGAAAAGUUUCUUACAGUUCUUUUUUCUUACAGUCCUUUUUUAUUUCAAACCUCACAGAGAGAAGCUACUAUAGAACCCAGUCUCUUGGAUAAUGGUAUUGUCCCAAGUGAAUUUCCAUCCGACCCCCCCUUAUCUCCCACUUUCCCAUUCAUUAUCAUCAUCCUCUAUGGGUGCCGCUAAGUGCCUCUGUCUUCGAGCUCUUUGCCCUCCUGCUUUUAAGGCUCACCAGGUUCUGGGAGAUGGUGAGUCUGGAAUGCUUUCUAGUGACAACAUGUCAGCCAGUUUCUGCUCCAGCUCUGCCUGCUGCUCCUCUCCCAUUAUUUCCCAACUUUUCCGCUCACCUGCCUCUGAGCUGUGAUCUCCCACAAACCACUGUUGUAAAUCUAUACUGUUUUCCUCUUCUUCCUCCCUGGAAGGGUCAGGAUGGGGAGGCAGUCUCCACACUCCUCCUCGUCUGCCCAGUCCCUGACAUUACCCCUGCCCGUACGGGCCAGUCGUGUCCGACUCUAGGGUUGCGUGCUCAUCUCACUUAAGAGGCCGGGAGCCAGCGAUGCCCAGAGACACUUCCGGGUCACGUGGCCAGCGUGACGAAGCUGCAUCUGGCGAGCCAGCACCAGCGCAGCACACGGAAAUGCCAUUUACCUUCCCGCUAUAAAGCGGUCCCUAUUUAUCUACUUGCACUUAGGAGUGCUUUCGAACUGCUAGGUAGGCAGGAGCUGGGACCGAACGAUGGGAGCUCACCCUGCUGCGGGGAUUCGAACCGCCGACCAUACGAUCAGCAAGUCCUAGGCACUGAGGUUUUACCCACAGCGCCACCCGCGUCCCUGACAUUAGCAAACAGAAUUUUUUUGUCAGCUGAUGAAGUAGCAAGAUGUGAAUUUUUGGUUGCUUAGCAGAACCCGUUCUGGCACCUUGGUCCCUUGGAGUUAUGUUUGUUUGGCCUUCCACUGUAGGCAGUUCAAGGAGAAGGGAAAGUGUGUGUUGUUUAGCAAGCUAAAAAUGGCAUGUUCCUUCCUGUUGCCUCCAGAGUCUUUGCCUGAUCCAUUCUUCAACAGCUCAUGAAAAGUGACACUCACAUCCAUUUGUUUGUGGGUAGAAAUCACAAGAAUGACAGGAGAGCCAAGUGGAAUAUUCAGUUUUCUGAUUGUUCUGAAUAUGUUGAUAUAUGCAGCAAGGGCAGGACCGUCCAGCUGCAUGUCAGAAAUUAUAAUAAUUGCAUAUUAGCUUCAUUUGCAUUCAAGUUCCAAGCACAGGGCUAUGACAUAAAUGUACACGAAGUAAGACACGAAAACAAACCUUUUGUUUUAACGAAACACACAAACAUAUAUGUUUUGAUAAAUAAGGAGGGUUUGCAUUUAACAACACCCUGCAAUUGGCUUCACACAAAAAGUGGAGGCCAUUCAUUAGCAGCCACGCUGUGAGAUGCUCAACUUAAACAAAAGCAUUAGCAUAGGGAAAUUUGCAUUAAUUCUUCACUGUCACCGCUUGGAAGAUACUGUUUAUUCUGUGCAUUUCAAUUCCCGAACCAUUUUGCAGUAAAAAUGAUUAAAAUACCUCACUGCCAUUUAAAUUCAAAAGGCAGAGUGAGGAAUGGAGCCCCUGUUGCAUGAUUAUUGCACUGUGUUUUUAAAUGGACGUGGCUGCCCCUUCUCCCCUGCAUAAAGUGCUGCAAGAAAUGAGGCAAAGGCAGCUGCUACAAAUGACAUCCACCAAGCACUAGGAAUAUAUCAGUUGGUCAGAGCAGUCCAGAGCCCCUAGCUUGCACUGGGGGGAGGCUAGCUUUGCCAUCUAAGCCAGUCUCUCGUUGGUUGCCACCAACAGAAUGGUGUGCCACUCCAUCAGUGCAGCUCUUCUUCUUCUGCCUGCUGAGCAUGAGUGCCAUUGGCAGGAUGCCCAUAAGGGACAGCCAGCAUAAGAGCAGACUGGGGCAAUCUAGGGGCAGGGAGCAAGGAGAGCUAAGCCAGUCCAGAAUCCAUUAGAUCCUGAGACAGUUUCACUGGUCUCGUGCAAUGGCAUUGGAUCCAUUCUAGGCCCUAUCGUUAUGCCAGUUUCAGGUCUUCCUGCAGUGAUCUACCUGUCUGCUUUCCCCCCCAAACACACACAUUCUGCCCUAGCUGCCAUGCAUGGCAGGGCUGCAGAUGUGAGCACGCUGCCCCUCCGUGCAGACUCUCCAGUUGGCUGCCAAAGUUUGGAUUGUGCUCAGACUCUAGGAUGGGCAACUCAGGCAAGCCUACCCAGACAUGUAAAAGGUGACAUGUGUUUUAAUCUGUAAUUUCAACCGCUGGUUUAAAUUGUAUUUUUAAUAUUUUAAAACUUGCUUUUAACUCUGACUUUUAUUGAUAAUUGUAAUGUAUAUUUUAUGUUUUCAGCAAACUACUUAGAGGUUAUAUUUAUAGUUAUGUGGUGCACAGGUUUUGUUAAAUAAAAUAAAUAAAAUACAUUUUUAAAAAACCUCUUAGUAACAUGAAGCCAGCUUAAGGUUUAUGAGCCAAUAAAACAUCCACACUCGAAUCUCCAGAGGUCUAAAAAUCUAGGAAUGUGUUUACACAGUUUAUAGAGGUAAUCCUAAGGUAUUUGUUUAUAGAGGUAACCUAAAAGAAAAUUGAACCAUGGAAGACUAAUGUGUUCUACUUAACAGCUCUGCUGCCUAAGGAACUGUGAUACUGCUCUGUAAUUUGGAGCUUGAGACUUUUCCUCAACCUGGCCCAAUUGCACUGCCUGCCAGUAACCUGCUAGGCUGGACAGCUCCAAGUGCAACCAAGUAGAAGAAGAAGAAGAAGAGUUUGGAUUUGAUAUCCCGCUUUAUCACUACCCGAAGGAGUCUCAAAGCGGCUAACAUUCUCCUUUCCCUUCCUCCCCCACAACAAACACUCUGUGAGGUGAGUGGGGCUGAGAGACUUCAAAGAAGUGUGACUAGCCCAAGGUCACCCAGCAGCUGCAUGUGGAGGAGCGGAGACACGGACCCGCUUCACCAGAUUACGAGUCUACCGCUCUUAACCACUACACCACACUGGCGUAGUUAGUUGCUUAGAUAGACAGAACACUCAAAUGACACUCCUGUGAUCUCAAGGUGGAUCUGAAACUUGGAACGUGUGCAGAGGGUGGCAACCAAGAUUAUCAAGGAUCUGGAAUGGUUAGGGGAGUUGGGUAUGUUUAGUCUGAAAAAGAGGAGACUGAGAGGAGAUAUGAGAGCCAUCUUCAAAUACCUAAAGGGCUGCCACAUGGAAGAUGGAGCAAGCUUGUUUUCUCCUGCUCCAGAGGGUAGAACCCAAACCAAUAACUUCAAGUCACAUAAAGGGAGAUUCUGACUAAACAUCAGGAAGAACUCUACUAUUCUGUGAUUCUAUAACCUGUGCUUAUAUGUGUUGAGAUCAAAGAUGGGGAACCAGACAAAAAAGGCAAGCUUUAAUUUUUUACUGUUUUAUUUAAUUAUUUUAAGCUCUGACCAACAAGAGCUAAUAUUUCCAAGUGACCCAAACUUAGAGGAACUAAUUCUCUAAUAUUUCUUGCACAAUGGGGGUGUUUUCUUGAUAAACCAGAAGGAAAACUGCAAGACAGUUUCAGUUUUUACUGGAACACACCCAGAGAGGUAUUUGGAAGCACUCGAUUGGGAGCUGCCCAGAGUGGCUGGGGAAACUCAGCCAGACGGGCAGGGUAUAAAUUUUUUAUUAUUAUUAUUAUUAUUAUUAUUAUUAUUAUUAUUAUUAUUAUUAUUUCAGGGGUCUUAGCCACUGGAAGCCUCAUCCUCCAUUUUAUUCCUACAACUUAGCCAGUUCCUGAGUCACAAGAGCACCUCUCCUCUUAUCCCAUGACUGCUGAGCUUAUUCAGGAGUCUUUGGUAAGGUACCAGGUUGUUCAUACACUCCAAGAAGAUGAAGCUUGACACAAACCAAUAAAAGCUAGGCAAAUCCUGCCAGAGUCCUUUGUACUAUCUUGUUCAUUGUAUUUCUGCAGAAGGGACUGGGAAUAAUAAUAAUAAUAAUAAUAAUAAUAAUAAUUUAUUAUUUGUACCCCGCCCAUCUGGCUGGGUUUUCCCAGCCACUCUGGGCGGCUUCCAACAAAGAUGAAAAAUACACUAAAAUGUCACAUAUUAAAAAGGCUGAACUCCCAUUUUCUGAGGGAGCUGAAUGGGUGGGCCUUUCUGUCUCUGAGUAUUAGCUUCUCUCAUAGGGGACAGAGGGGCAAAUAGACUGAGCUCUGGUUUUGUUGGUGAUCCAGGAAAAAUAGGGUUUUCCUAUCUUUGCUGGCCAAAUCCUGUAGUCAGAGUUAGGAGGAGUAGGCAGCUUGUUUUCUAGCUUGGUUCAGGCUUUUAUCAGUCUAAAACUGAACCAAUUUGUCCAUUGGUGGGAUAGCGAUGAACAGACUUGGGAAAAGCAGCAAAAUACCAUAUGAAUUUCCACAGGGUGACUUGUAACAGAAGUUAAUCUGUGAACAUAUUAUUGUUUUAAGUGACACAGCUGCCCUUCCUGUUGUAUUGUAAGCUUGUCAGGGAUCACAGAGAAUUGUGUGAGGAGUUCUUCAUUUGGAAGCCAUUUCACAGUAAAUUGCAGCUUCUGUGUUCCAAAUUGUUCUCUGAAAGAGAUUCAUCUUUCCUUCUUAUUGAUAGAUUACUAGCUUCCCACUGAUGGCAAACUGCUUAUAACAAUGGGUUAAAUGAUCACCAUGGUUUGCCUGACAAGAGAAAGGGACACCACAAAGGAUAGUUAGAUAGGCUACUAUUUCAUGCUUCAAACAUAUUUUUGCAAUCCAGCCAGGAGGCGUUUUCAGACAAUUUUAUGUGGAAAAGAGAAAUCCUAUCUAUUUAGCUAAUUGUUAUUUGUUAGAGCAAAAUCAGAUGCUUUUGUAUUUGUGUGCCUUCUGCAACAAGGUCACGAGAAAGAAGCCAAACACUGGCUUGUCCUAACCAAAGCUAUUUACCUUCAUAUAUAGGAUCUCUGAAGAAAUCAGGCCUUGAAAUUCUUAUUCUUGUUUCUAUUGCCUAAGGUAUAUGAUGGUGUGCCGUCACCUCUAGCACUGCUUCAGAGAGAGAAAUGAAAGUCAAACUAGUGAGAAAUCAAAUUCUGCCUGCUUCAGCACAACCACUGAAUGACAAAAUAUUUUUAAAAGAAAGUUGUGAUUUUCAAUAAAUCACUUAGCCCUGGAGACAUGAGCUUUGUUGCACAAAUCUGAAGCAUGCCCCAGUAAUCACAUCUGAAAAUUGAGCAUGAGCUCUACCUUUCCUCCCACCAAUAUAUACCCAAUAGUAUACAAAUGUUUCAAGGCAGCUGUAUUAUAGAUGGUUAUAGAUGAUAUUUCCCAUUUCCCAUAUACAUUUAAUACUUCUGCAUAUGAGUAGGGUGGUAUAGAGCCCCUCCAGAUGGCCUGCUUAUUAAGCAUUCAUCCCGAUUUGCUUGCACAAAGCUUACAUGGAGAUUAGUCUAUGUUUGGUCUUUACUGAGCAUUUUUUCUCAUUAGUUUGUGGGGAUUUUAUAUGACAAACAGCAUUUAUCUUGCACCGAUCCUGAUAUUCUUGUGUGGUUGUUCUGUAUCAUUCUUUUAAUCAUUUGCCCAUCCCACACUUUUUCCUCAUCACUUUCCUAACUGCAAAAAGCUGGGGGGGGGGUUUCAUUGGAUUGGAUUUGUGUGUUUUUCAUUGGAUUUAUUGUCCCACUAUGCGUUUGAAUCCACAGUCAACACCCCUACAAAAUACUGAUAGUCUGAAGGCGUCCAUUGCUGAAAUAUGAAAUAAAAUGCAAAAUGGAAUCACUUAAAGGACUUGUUGUCUAUUCUGUGGUUAUAUCAGGUUCAAACUGGAAUGUGAGGUUUACGUGCAAGUUCAAAACACACCCAAAAGUUAUCAACCAUGGUCAGAGAACCUUGUCAUUGUGAGGAGAUGGUAGGUCACCAGGCUUCUUAGACUAAAAAAAGUUUUGGCAAAAGAAGCUUUUAUUGAGCAUGAGACUCUUUAAUCUCAGGUUUGUGGGUUCUAGCCCCAGAUUGGGUGAAAGAUUCCUGCAUUGCAGGGGGUUGGACUAGAUGACCCUUGUAACCCCUUCCAACUCUACAAUUCUAUUAUACUCAACUGGCAUGUCAAAAAAGGCUUGAAACCGGUUUCAGUACUCUGGACAGGGGAAGCUUAUGUCACAACAUCCCUAGUUAUGUACAUAAGAUGUCAGUUUAAAAAUGAAUGGUGGGUCUUUCAAGUGAAAGAGGGCUUGAUAGAAGUGUUUCCUUUCUCUACCUUUAGCCUGCAUUUUAGAAACUCUUCAGCUGGAUCGGUUCAUCCAGGAUUUAAUGGUUAUCUGGGAUGUAGUCAACUGACCUGAUUGAAAUGGUGCCGUAAGUAUUGUGUGCCCCCGAGAAAUAGUUUUGUAAUGGGAAUACGUGGAGACCUUUAACGAGAGGCAUUCAGGUGUGAGAGAUGAUAACAGUCAGUUGAGUGUCAUGCUUUGUGGCUUUUCAUCACAGAAGAGAAGUAUUUGUAGCCGAGGCUGUAAAUUGCAUCCUACUGCAUGGGUGGUCAGGGAGAAAUGGAUACGUGCUGUCUGAGCUGGUUUCUAUGCAAAGGUCACCACACUGAGGCUCUGAUGAAGUCCUUUGAGUUCAGGGGCUGACUGAAUGGUGGAUAUUUAUCAAUGGCUUGUGGAAGGGUUCUAAAUAUGAGCCCUCUUCUGCACUUUAACACCUGGACGAAAAUCUGAUUUAUAAAAGAUUAUGGUACAUGGAUUAUGGAUUUUAUGACCACUGGUGAUGGAGAUGUCAGGGUAUCAGUUAUGUUUGGCAUUUCUUUGAAGUGGACAGCUGAGGUUGUACAUCUCACCACUUGUUUGUAUAAGUUUAUCAAGAUUCAAAUUAAAAUCUUUAAUACAGGAGAUGUGAGAGGACAAAAAACAGUUGAGGAGAAACUCCCACAAGCCUGCAAACUCAUGAGGGUGAGAUCCUGUUGAUACCGUUGCCUCAUGCCUUUUCAACAUUUCCUCUUAAUUCUGAACAGUGUUUAUAAGUUGAGCUGAAAAGCAAGCACAUAUACGAACAAAAUAUUCACAGGCCUCUCUGUUUUUGUUUGGUUUUUUUCCAGGCUACAGAAUCUGCUCUUGUCUUUAUUGACAAGAGCCUACAAAGCUUUCCUUUCAUCUCUUCCCUGUCUCCUAAGGUCACAAAAAUGCUGAAAAAGCAUCAACUUGGUAUAGGGAUCAUGUCACCAGCCAUAGUGACCUCAAUUCAUAGUGACCUCAAAUGUGUCUAACCUCCUUAUAAACCGCUUUAAGUUUUUUUUGACAGUCAAGCAGUGUGUAAAUUUUAUGAAAUAAAUGAAUACCCUAUAUACUUGAGUAUUUUUUAUGCUGAAAAAGCCCCCCUCAGCUUAUACUUGAGUGAGGCGGGCGGUGGCGGCGGAGGGGCGAGCGGCCCGAAAGGAGCCCUUUCUCACCGCUGGGCCACCCGCCUCUCGCAAGGAUAGGCACAGGAGCCAUGGUUGGGAGAGGCGCUGCGCUGUACCUCUCCCAACCGUGGCUCCUAUGCCUGCUCUUGCGAGCGGCAGAGGCGGCGGAGGGAUGAGUGGCCCAAAAGGAGCCCUUUUGGGCUGCCCCUUCCUCCUCCGCUUCUGCCCCUGAUGGCAGAGGAGGAACGAGCAGCCCAAAAGCAGCCCUUUCGGGCUGCUUGAUCUUCCUCUGCCGCUGCUGCCACCACCAGGUUUGUGGUGUGGUGAACCGGCUUAUACUCGAGUUAAUAAGUUUUCCCAGUUUUUUGUGCUAAAAUUAGGUGCCUCGGCUUAUAUUCGGGUCGACUUAUACUCGAGUAUAUACAGUAACUAAUAUGGGAGUGCUGCCCCCCUAUCCAUCUUCAAUACAGGCUCUGUAUUUAUGCUCUCUGAUAAACCAAAAUGCGCUCUGUACAUGCUCAGAAGAACUCUAAGCUCACAGAUUCUGGAGCGGACCUUUGAUAAAUUGCAACUUAGGGUCAAACUAUAUACAACGCCAUUCAUGCAAUUAGCAGUUGCACAAAUGACUUCCUUUUUAAGUAAAUUUUAGGAAAAGGGGAACUAUUCCAGAUAAGAGCUGGAAGAGGGAUAUAAUUCUUUGACUGGCUCUGUCCCCAGUCCAGAAAGGCAUCUACACACUUACACACACACACAAGAACACCUGCUAUUUGCAUUGGUGGGAAAGCUUCCCUGCAUGCAUGAGAACCAAAUAGGAGCGUAUAAAGAGGAUAAGAAAGAAUGGAGCUGGGAAGAACAUUCCCCUUAUUGAUUCCAAAUGUGAUGCCUGACCUAGUCCCUAAAAGGAUUCUGUCUGCCUAUGUCUGCAGCAGGGAGAGUCGGGGAUAUUUCAAGCUAGCUGCCCCCUGUCAGUGAAGGUUGCUUACUUAAUUCAGGGGCAUUUCCGACAUGGGACUGUGCCACUGAAACUGCAAUCCUGAAUGCACAGCAUUUAGCACAGUGGGACUUCCUCCUGAGUAAACAUGUGCAGGAUAGGACUGUGUGUGCACACCACAGCAUUAACAGCCCCAAACGCCUUUCCGAAGAAGGGGUUUGAUGUCAUUCUCGUUUCACAGAAGAGUGACAAGGCAGUGACAACAAUGAUCAUUCAGUAAAACGCUGAACAGUAGGAGAGCACAUGCCCUCUCUUAAGGGAUGCCUUUGAUCUGACAAGGUCAAUUUUAACCAGAUUCAUAUUUUGUGGUGUACAUUUUUAAGUGCUGCUGCAGACAGACAGUCUAGCCACAGGAUCUUCGGCAAUGUGUGCUCACUUCAUAGUUUUAACUGCUUUCCAAGAUUGGAUGGGAGCAGAAUUUAAUCUCCGAUAAAUCUUUAUCUAUGCCGAACUGUUGUGGCAAACAUAUUGCUGCUCCUGCUUCUACAAGUGCUAGAAGAGAAUUGCGCUGUAACAGCAUUUUUUACAUGGCUCCUACCAGGGACUUAAUCAAGAAUUCUUAAGCAAUUAGAGGCGGGGGAGGGGGGAUAUAUACCACCAGCAGUCUUGGUGCCUGCUGCAUUGAGGCCUUAGCCACAUUUAUAUUUUGCUAUACUAUUUCCAGGCACAGGUUCACACUUGAAAGCUCCUUGUCUGAGCACCUUUCCCCUCCCUCCUUGAGCUGUCCUCACAAAAACCUGCUCUUUAGCGCUCAGUCGGAGCAAACAUCAGUUCAGGUUUUCAGCAGAUUGACAUUUGCUCUGAGUGAGUGCUAAAGAGCAGGUUUCCACAGACAAAACAAAGAAAAAAAGCAAUGGUGGUCAGACUUGGAGCUUUAAAGCAUGGACCAUACCUAGAGAGAGCAGAGGAAAGGUAUGUGUGGAUAAGAGAUGGCUAGAGGGCUGCAUGGACUGCAUCAGGACAUCCAAUUUUGGGGUGCUAUGGCCCCAAAAUUGUCUGAGGCACAAUCUUGCACAAGUCAUUUAACGUGCAUGUGAGUGCAUACCAGAAGAUGCACAUCCUAGUUUUCCACAUAUUGUAGGGCAUGGGUUUUAGAGACUGGGACUGUAUAGGGAACAAGUACUUAUUUAUGCAGAACAUUGUUAAGCUAUGGAACUUACUCCUGCUGAUGACCAUCCCUGUGAAAUACCCCUGAAGCCACAGAGGGGUUGCAUCCUAAUUAUCCAUGAACAUUAUGGUCUUGUUACCAGUGGAUUCUUGUGAACUCUUGCUUCAGAACAGUGGCUACUGUCUGUAGCAGUUAUCUAGAUAUUUGAUAUGCUUGCGUGUACCUGUUCUGAAAACAACAACAGGCCAACCACUCCAGCCACUUUAGUGUUUGUAUAAACUGUUCAGAUUCUUUAUUGUUGUGUUCCAUACUGUGCAGUGGAAUUUUGGUGUGUGUGUCUUUGGUCCUAGGCUUGAUUCUUGUAUAUCUAAUUCAUAAUCCGAUUAGAAUGAUUAAUUCUAGAGCACUGAGCAGCACGUCCCGAUAGCUGCUGAGAGUGCCAAGUCAGCAUUCUAAGGAUUGUAAGCAAACUUACCCGCUGCAUUUAUGCUAAAGCUUGUUAUCUCACUAGUUCAGUGUGUCACAGCUGCCUGGAUACAUCUGUAAGCAAAUACAAAUGCCAAGCGUAACAUAUGACUGUCUGCAGAGGAGAGGGAAAUCAGCACUUGAUAUCUGAUAAAUCAAGAGUGAAUAAGCAAGCCUUUUUGAAGGCAUCUCCAAAACUCAUUUCCUCAUUAUGGAUCCCUUCUCCCUCUCUUUCAUAUUUUCCUGUGUACCGACACGACUAAGCCUUUCUGCAGCUGCUAAACAUGGUCGCAUCACACCCUCCCUGCUAUGUGGGUAGAAUUGAAACAUUCCAUCUGUGUGGUAAUGAUAUUUUUAACCGUCGUUCUUUAUGCUUUUAGGCAUACACAGCCAAAGAUAUCCUAUUUCGGAAGCGAAAGCAUCCAUCUUUUAUGGGCCAAUGGUCUCUCAUUGUAGAUUGACCUUAAAACAGCACAUCCAGCACACUGAGCAAUGCUCAUGCUGCAGGACUGCAGUUGGUGAUGUGUGCCAUCUGCAGCAUUAUGAGAGAGUUCAAAUUGUGGGGUAACCUGCAGCCAAUAAGGAAAGGCAUCUCCAGAGCAGUUUCUUCCUGCUGCUAUAAUGGAGUUAUAUGCUAUAUAUGCUAUAGAAUGUGCUAUAGCUAAAGCUGUUAGCUAUAAUUCCUUACUUUAAACAAGCACACCCAGAAAGAAAUUAUCUCUCUCCCACCCCACCUCUUUAAGCUGGAUGUACAUUACACAUACACUGCAUAUGCAGACUUACAGAAAUUUCAGACUUGGCUUGCAUUGCGUUUCUUUGUGAUAAAUUGCCACUGGUCUAAUCACAUAAAGCACAAUGCUGGCAAAUAACUGGACUGGCCAGUGUGAGACUUCUGUACAAGCAGCUGGUAUUGGUAUUCAUGCCUCAGACACCAUGGAUGUUCUAGCCACGGAAUCAACACUGGAGUUUAUUCUGAACGGAUGGGCCACUGCUAAUUUGCACAUUUAAUUAACAUAAUUGGAAAUGUUGGUGGUUGACAGUAUGGGAGUUGUGACAAGUCCUAUCUCUCCAGCUGAGUCUUCCAACAGUCUUUGAAACAAACAAAAAAAGCUCUGAUAUUGCCAAGCCCAAAUGUUCAAAAAUAGGACUGAUGUAAGGGUCCUUUGAUUUGCCUUCUGGUUUCUGAGCUUUCAGGAUUCAUUGCCAGUAUUUUUCCAGGUUUUCCCCCACUACAACUGACAAGUGCUACAACCCAUUUAAUAUAUAUACAGUAUAUAUAAUUAAGAUUCCUGUUUGAACAAGAGUCCCCAGGCCAAUGGGAAAUUGCUUCUUAGAGCACAGAUUUCCCACCUCUCCGAACACUUUAUUACAGACCUAAUAUUCCAACCCCCAUGCUUGGUAAUGUAAUCUAAAUCCUUCCUAGAUGAAUUGCAACAUACGGUGUGUAACAGUGAGUGGACUGUCCCCAUACACUGUGCCAUUUCCAAAUCAGAGCUUAUUCCAGAGUAGUCUCCUUCACUACUUUGCCCUCCUCCUUCCCCUGGGGUUCUGCUUGCUGCAAGCAUUAGCGUUGUGUGUGGGGUGGGGGGUAGAGAGAGAAAAAUUAAGGGAGCACUGUGCAACAGAAAUGGACACCCAGGAUGUGUUAGCAGAGUCUUUGCGCUGGUUUCUACUAGAGCACCAGGUUAGUUGAAUCUGACCCAGAGUACCCAAAAAUACAUUUGACAUCUGAAAUCUGUCUUAUGGUUAUUCCUAUCAGCUUCUGAAACGUGGCCACAGAAGCCCUUCUCCAUGUUCUAUCAAUAGGAGAAUUAUAGUGUCCAUGUACAUAUAACAGGGGCUUCUCUGUGAUGGUGGGCUGACUUUGGAAUGAGGAAGUUACGCCUUCAGCCAAUUCUCUAUUAUUCCCUAUUGAAGUUUAAAACAUUGUUAUUUGCCUGGCAUUUUAAAUUAUUUAAUUUUUAUCUGGUUGAAUGUUUUUAUUCCUCUCAGUAUUGUGUUUAACUGUUCUAUGCUGUUUUAAUAUUGCAUUGUGGAUUUUAAAUUGUCAUAUAUACCUCCCAAGAACUCUAUGGUUCAUGGGUGGCAUAUAUGACCUGGGGCAGUUUUUUAAAUCCUUAAAACAAAACAAAACAUUGUCUUUAUAUUGAGUGUUGCUAAGCAGACUCCAGCUUUCACUGAACUUGCUAAUGCUGUGUCAUCUUAUUUCUCCCAGGACUGCCCAAGGAGCUGAUGGGGCUAUCUUUACGAAUGUCACACAGUAGGUUCUGAGACAACUUUAAUGGAAAGAAAGAAAAAAUGGCUGUUCCCAUUUGAAAAAGGAUUCUCACGCACAGACUCACAACAGCCAACAGCCAUGUCAAAAAAAGGACGCAGCAAGGCUGAAAAGCCUGAGGCACUGAUUAUGUCCUUACAAGCUGCCAAUGAAGAUCUCAGGACCAAGCUAACAGACAUUCAAAUUGAGCUUCAUCAGGAGAAGUCUAAGGUGAGUGAAAAAAUGGUAGUCAGAGGCAGCAGGUGAUUAAAAAGAACAUGACAUUGCAAGGAGUUAAUUAAAUAUGCCUUCCCGCCAUCCCAGAAGAGGGAAUGAAUCAAGCUUGCAAUGCUUAUUUGUGAGGUUUGCUUCUGACUUCCCUAAACGGGAAGUAAAGACAAAACACACUUCAGUAAUACAUGCCAGGAUGGGCUUUUACUCUAUAGCAACGGAACAGCAGGGUAAAAGCAGUAACUAAGGGUGGAGCUGCAGCAACCAGCCUGUGUAGUAUGUUCUACAAAGCCAGCCACAGCCAUCUGUGCUGCUCUUUAGCAUAUAUUUAAGAAGCAGGCAAACUUCCCCAUAUAUACCAUUUGGUGAGUUGGUUCUCUGUAUUUACCCAAGUCCUUUUAGGAUACUAGACAAAUAAAUGGUCGGUCUGCUUUUAGUACUGACAUCGUUCAAAACUGGCUUUAUGGAAAAGAACCAUGGCUCAGUGGUAGAAACAUGCAAAAGUUCCCAGGCUCAAUCGAACUGCCUUGAAACCCUGGGGAGCUGCUGUCAGGAAGUGUCCACAGCACUGAUGUAGAUAGAUCAGUGCUCUGACAGCUUCAUGCGUUCCUGGGCUGCAAAGUGAGGUGGAAAAGGGACUGUAGAAUUCCGACUGUACUAUUUCAGAUUGCAGAGGAGAGUUACAUUAUGGAUGCUCUUGUGUCAAAAAACUAGCACAAUGGGAAGAUGGCUGGACCUUUCUUUCCCUUUUCAGAAGCAUUAAAAAAAAUGGCAUUCUUCCACCUGUGCUGUGAAAUGACAUCCAGAUUCUCUAUGAGUUUUACUUGCCGAUCUAACGCUGUCUUGCGACUUUGAAUUCGCAGUCCAGCCACACUAGCAAUUUUAUAAGGUUCUUGAGGAAAAUUUCCUCUCCCUUUCUCUUUCUGCCCAGAGAACUGUAAUCGACAUCAGUGACCCAGACUCUUUGAUUCUUUUGCCAAUAAGCAUCGCCUCAGGCAAAACAAAUCUAGGCUGCCACUGGAUUCCAUAAUUAAGCAGUACCAUUUUAACUUCCAUGAAGUCUUUCAUCAUGAAGACCUUUCUGGGCUGUCCAUAUAUCAAGGCUACCAUUGACCUCAGAGGACAAUCAACUGUGUCUGUCGAAAUCCAGUUUAUUUCAUUGUGGAAUGAUUGGGAUGAAAGAAAGACUCAGUACUGCAUUAAUAUCAGACAAGAUAGUGUACUCCAGAGUAUUUCUCCUUUGGCCCUCCAGUGAGAGUCAGUCAUUAAUUUGCAGCCCAUUUUAGCAACAAAAUAAUAAUUUUGAAUGAGAGGAGAGCUGUAAACCUAUGCCCCAAAAAAUAUGUGCAGAAGCUCCAGUCAUGUCAGUGGGACUUACCUAUGUGUAAGUGAGUGGAAAUUGAGCUUUUGUUUCCAAUUCAUCAUGUGCUGCACUCUAUUUUUACAAUCUUGAAAGACAGCUUGUGUUGGGUCCCCUCCCCCCUUUCCUUGGCACAGAUCCUGUAGCACUCAGGAAAAAAUUAGCUGCUCAGUUCACUUAAGAACUGUAGGCUAGUUGCCAGAGGCCUGGAAGAUGUAGCGUGAGGAGGAGGUUGUCCUGACAAUUGCCACUUCAUUCCAACCCUACAGUCAUCUGCAUCUCUUGGUUGGUUGCAGCUUUUUGGAAUGUGCUGUUAACAAGAAAGAGACAAAGGGACCCACGUCAUAUAUCGAGAAUGGGUGGGGCAACCAGAUUUUAAGAGCGGAAAGAAGAUUCAUGGUGUUCGUUGCAGUUUUUCUUGUAAUUUUUCCUUCUUGUAAUAAUGAGAGAUAUUCCUGAGUAAUAAUCCUAUUAUAAAUAAUCCUAUUAUAAACAGAGGAUGGGUAAGAGGCCCCUUCCUUAAAUGGUACUCUUGUGUUCUACAAAGGGGUCCCAUAGCAAAUACCUGAAGGAUCAGCAAGAUUGUCCCAACAGCGGAAAAGUGUCAUCUACUGUACAUUACUGGCGGUAUCAUCACCACAAUUUUAGAAACACAGUUUGAAUAGAGGUGAAUUCUAGAGGUCUAGGUGGGACAGAUGAAAAAAGGUGCAUAAAAAUAAAUCCAAUAAGUUUUGGAUAGCUUCAAGAGAAGCAAAUUAAGCUAUUAUUUUUGGCACAUUUUUAUCUAACUCUCCAAGGAGUUCAAGAUGGCAUUCAAAGGAGUUUCUUCAUUUUAUUCUAACAACUCUGUGAGGCAAGUAAGGCUGAGGUGAGGUGACUAUCCCAAGAUGUAUUGAGGCAACAAAAGCAUUCCCCCCUUCUUUAUUUUAUUCCUUCGUCCAUGGGUAUGGAAUAUAUUUUAAACCAGAUAAAUGCUAAGGGGAGGAAAAGUUUCCAAAGAGCAAUUUGGGUUCAGCAUAGGUCACCAAAGUCUUCACAUCAGAACUAAAACUGAUCAGUGCUCUUCCUAAGGCAAGAGCUAUUUUCAUAUCGCUUUUGGAGACAGCAAACUAAAACAUGUCCCCAGAAUCACCCUACAGCAAUUAUUCCAAACUGAAGUCUUCUUUCAAUGUCAUGGGGAAAAUUCACAUGGUGACCUCUAUGCAUAUGCACUCGGAAUACAGAGCAGGACCCCAGUGACUUCCCCCAUGUACCUACCAGCCCUGCGUGGGUACAGGUGUGUGUGGAGACUUUCUAACCAAUAAGGAACCCUGAUCAUCCUUACAUGCAUACGGUGAACAUGAAAAGUUGUUCAUCCUGGCAUGUGCAAACUGGAAGCUGCAUAGCCACUGGGGCUUGGGGUGGCAUGUAUGGUACUUUUCAAUGGUCUAAGCAUAUGCCAUAUCCAUUGAGGUGCAGUGGAGGGAGCAUGUGAGUGAAAGUCUGCUUAUGCAUAUGCAAUUAUUCCAAAUUGUACAUGUGUGUGUGCCAUGUGUAUGCAUGUGCAUGUGUAUGUGAACAUGUGUGUGCUGAAUCUAUGUAUGGUGGGUGCUGUUUAUGUGUAACUUCUGGCCUCACCUGUUCUGGCCACACCCACUUGUGUUUGUCUCCGCCCACUGCCAGUAUGUGGUCCGAGGAGGUUGGAUGCAACGAGGCCCUCGGAAUGAAAAAAGAGUCUCCACGCCUGGUGAGGUGGGUUGAGUUUUGGACUUCACCCAAGGAGACCUGAGUUCAGUUCCCAACUGAGCCACAAAACUCAUGACUUGGGAUAGUCACCUCAUCUCAGCCUUACUUGCCUCACAGAGUUGCUGGCUGAGCACAGAUAGUCCCUUUUUUCCCUCCACAGAAAAAGUCCACACGUGCAGUUUCUGACAAGGCUUCAUCGCUGCAAGCCUAUUACAAUAUUAUAUUGAUUUUUCCUUGGUGUUAUCACUGAGUGGGCCUCCCUGUUGGUUUUAAAUAUUUCUUUGCUUUCCCUUAAAUUGUAUUUCACUAUAUUUGUUGAAAAAGAAAUACUCAAAGGAAAGCCUUAUUUAUUGAACACCCCUCCCCCUGCAAACUUUAGUAUUAAACCAAAAUUGUUUCUCUAUCCAAGUGUUUUUCCCUCACUAAAUUGCUUUUGUCACUAUCAGGCUGCACUUGAAGUCUGCCCUCAUGAUGAUGUUGAAAGCAGCUUACAGUGCAGAAAAGACAUUAUUGUUGUUGUUUUCUGUCAAGAACCGUGAAAUAUUUAUAGGGGCGAGUGCUGAGAUCCAUACAUGAGCCCUUCUUUAAGCAAAAUUCCUAUUGAAUAUUGUUUCUGAAGUAAUAAAGAUGAAGUGCGGAUUUAAGCCACCCAUUCAGGUUGCGAUGCACAGACUUCAAAAGCUCUGUCAGCAGAUUUCAGAUGGGCUCAAGGAAAUAAUCAGUGUUGCGGAAGGGCCAAGCUAGAUGUGAGGCUUGUCACAUAGUUAACCCAGGCAUGCUUGCUUAUUUUUAAAAAUAAAUAGCUGGUGCAGGACUGAAUUUAGGUUUGAUGAGGCCCUAAGCUAUUGAAGGUUAUGGGGCCCUUUAUAUGUCCAGCUGUCCUUUGUCAACAACAAAUUGUCGCUGUUUUUUGUGUUGAAUAUAUGCUAUAUGGUAAUUUAUGGACCCAAUAGGUAUCUAAGGCCAUUUGCACAUGCAGAAUGUAUGCACCCUAUAUAUAGAAAUGAGCAAACCAGUGACAUUUUAGGGAGCAGGCUAGCAGGUGGGACCCAUUAUUUACAUCAUAGUAGCCUACACAACAUAAAACACUGUUGCUAUAUGUAGGUUUUAUUUUAUUUGUUUUUUAUCUUAUAUUUUGGAAAUGUAAAUCCAGGUGUUUUUUCCUUUCAAUUUUUUUGGGGGGCCCAAGAGAGUGGGGCCCUAAGCUUUAGCUUGUUUAGCUUAUAUGUGAAUCCGGCACUGAGCUGGUGCAUAAGGUGAGGGUGGGCCAUAUUGAGACCAUGAAGGAAGGCUUAAAAUCUCUCAUCCUCUUGCCUUCUAUUUGCAAUGGCAGAAAAGUUCCCUUGGAGACCAGCUGUUUGGUGGCAAUGUCAUGCAUGUGGAAUGCCAUCCCAGGUGAGAGUCACCUGGCCCUUACCUUGUUAUUGUUUUAGAACCAGGCAAAUAUUUUUUUUUAUUUACACAGCCUUUUAAAGAUUGCUAACUUUUACACUAUUUUCAAGAAUUUGUGAGUUCUGAUUUUUACCCUCUUCUGUGUUGUUGUCUUGUUGUUUGUUUCCCACUAUUUUUAUUCUUUUGUGGGAUUUCUGACUGGCUAUAUCUAUAUGCAGGAAUGCUGACUGGCAUAUAUAUAUUUACAGCAAAUUUUGUAAAUGAUCUCUUCAGCUUGAUUUAUGCAUCUUUCAAAUCGUAGAUAGAAGAAACAAAACUAAAUUCUCCAGAUGACAGAAUAAUUCAGCAGCAGUAAAACAAAUCACAUACACACAAUAAAGAGAGUUCAUGUUGAAGUGUCAGAGGAUAGUGCAGAGAGGGGGGAUAUUCAUCAGAAAUAACCUGCGUAAUGUAAGCCUUCUUUUGUGAAGUUACAAUCUUUAGAUUUGCUUUCUGGAGUCAGGCCUGACACGAGCAGAAUCUUCCCUUGCGUACCCUUAGAUAGUAUUUUGUGAAAUUGAGACACAGAGGAGCAAAGGUUUAAUCGUCACCUUGGCUCAAAAGCCAUACUUUCCUUUUCAGAAUAAGCUGCAUAUUCAGAGUAAGACUGAUAUGCAGGGCCGGAUUUAGAUUUGAUGAGGCCCUAAGCUACUGAAGGUAAUGGGGCCCUUUCUAUGUCCAGCUGUCUUUUGUCAACAACAAAUUGUCACUGUUCUUUAUGUUGAAUAUAUUCUAUCUGGUAAUUUAUGGACCUAAUAGGUAUCUAAAGCCAUUUGCACAUAACAAAAUAUGUAUUUUUCAAAGUAAUUGUUGAACUGAAAUACAAUUACAAAGAAGUGUGUGUGUGUGUGUGUGUGUGUGUGUGUGUAUAAUAUUAUAUUUUGUAAAUGUGCAUCCAGUUUUUUUCCCUUUAAUUUUUUUGUGGGGCCCUAAGCUAUAGCUUGUUUAGCUUAUACAUAAAUCUGGCACUGCUGAUAUGCGAUACCACCUUCUUCCAUCUACAAAUCUAGUAAAGUGGCCUGCAUCAACAACGAUGAAUGGAACACAGAACUGUAGGCUGGCCCAAAACCUAACUACCAGCCACAGAUCACCUUAGUGAUCUAUUGUUAACCAUUUUCUGGUGGCAUUGAAAAAUACCAAACAUUGGAUGAAUUACAACUCCCAGAUAGCUUUGCAAAUUUGCUUGCAGGUAAGGCACACCAUGUCCUUGUCCUCCGCCUCUGUAUCUUCACUCUCAUGAGCUAUGGUAGUUUUUUAAGCCUGAAAUACAGUGUAUUGGAACACAUACAAAGGAAAUGUGUUAGAUUUCCCGAAUUGCAGGGGUUUGGACUAGUUGACCCUUGGGGUCCCUUCCAACUCUAGAAUUCUAUGAUAGGAACAGCAACAACAACAAAAAGUCUUAGAAAUUUAUCUCUAUAAUUCAGAAUAAAUGCAAGACAAGCAUCUGAAUCAGUGUGCAAUUACCCAAAGGUGGAGAUCAGAUUAACUCAGGUGUGAAUUGCUUGGGACUCAGGGUUCACACUUCGGUUAAGGUUUGGUUGGAAACUUGCUGCUCAGGACUUUAGCUAUAUUAGUAAACAAGCUUUUGGUCUCACUCUUGGAAGAAAAAGAAGCCAUUUGGAAUUGUGUGACAACUGCAAAUUCUGUGAACAUUUUAAAGACUUAUAUCACCAUUAUCAACUUUUAGGCCACAAGCAAAGACAGAUCUGUUUACCCCAGCAUUUGAUUUUUAACUAAGAUCAUAUGGUAUGAUCAUACUUGAGCCUACUGCUGUGUCCACCCUUUUAGUAAGGAAGGCUAGGAUUCAGCCUUUUAAUCAAAUUGCAGGAGGAGUAUUUGUACUAAGGAAGGUUGUUUAAUUCUUUUGCUGUUGCUUUAAACUUCUGUGUUGGUAUACUUUUUUAUAAUUGCCAUCUGCUUUGAAACAUUUUAUGUAGCGACAAAUGUAAUGGAUAGUCUUUGUCGUCAUUAUUAAUUGUUUCAUUACAUCUAUUUUUCUCUCUCCCUUCCUUUAUUGUCUUCCUGUAGGUAAGCAGACUCGAAAGGGAGAAAACCCAAGAAACGAAGCGGAUCCGGGAGCUGGAGCAGCGCAAGCAGACAGUGCAGAUCACUGAACUGAAAGCGAAGCUCCACGAGGAGAAGAUGAAGGAGCUGCAGGCCGUGCGGGAGAAUCUCAUCAAGCAGCACGAGCAAGAAAUGGCUCGGACAAUGAAAAUCAGAGACAGUGAAAUCCAGAGGCUCAAGUCAGCCCUGUACGCAUUGCGGGAAGGGAGCAGCGACAAAGUACGGACAGCACUGACCAUUGAGGCUCGCGAAGAGGCCAGGAAACAAUUUGACUCUGAGCGCCUUAAGCUUUUGCAGGAAAUUACCGAACUCAAGUCUGCCAAAAAGCAGGUGGACGAAGCCCUGAACAACAUGAUCCAGGCGGAUAAGAUCAAAGCGGGGGAUCUUCGGAGUGAGCACCAAUCCCACCAGGAAGCAAUCUCAAAGAUCAAAUGGGAGAGCGAGAGGGAUAUCCGCAGACUGGUUAGUAACCUUAUAUGGAUGGGAAGCCGCUUAACAGGGCUCAGAAGUACAUAAAGUGGUAGCUUGGUUCUCAAACUUAAUUCGUUCCGGAAGUCUGUUCCCAAACCAAAGUGUUUCAAAACCAAUAAUAAUAAUAAUAAAUAAUAAAUUUUAUUUAUAUCCCGCCCUCCCCAGCCGAAGCCGGUCUCAGGGCGGCUAACAACACUAAAAUAGUGCAACAUUAUAAAAACAUUAUAAAAAUUAAUUAAAAUCAAAAUUGAUGGCAACCAUAAACUAAAGUUUGUAAAGAUUGCCAGAGGAGGGAGUCAGGCUGCGCCCUGACCAAAGGCCUGGUGGAACAGCUCUGUCUUGCAGGCCCUGCGGAAAGAUGUCAAGUCCUGCAGGGCCCUUGUCUCUUGUGACAGAGCAUUCCACCAGGUUGGAGCCGCAGCCGAAAGCCCUGGCUCUAGUUGAGGCCAGCCUAACCUCUCUGUGGCCUGGGACCUUCAAGAUGUUUUUAUUUGAAGACCGUAAGUUCCUCUGUGGGGCAUACCAGGAGAGGCGGUCCCGUAGGUACGAGGGUCCUAGGCCGUAUAGGGCUUUGAAGGUUAAAACCAGCACCUUAAACCUGAUCCUGUACUCCACCGGGAGCCAGUGCAGCUGGUAUAGCACCGGAUGAAUGUGAUCUCGCAGCGAAGACCCCGUAAGGAGUCUCGCUGCGGCAUUCUGCACCCGCUGGAGUUUCUGGGUCAGUCUCAAGGGCAGCCCCACGUAGAGCGAGUUACAAUAAUCCAGUCUGGAGGUGACCGUCGCGUGGAUCACAGUGGCUAGGUCAGGGCGAGAGAGGUAAGGAGCCAACUGCUUAGCUUGGCGGAGAUGGAAAAAUGCCACCUUUGUUGUAGCUGCAAUCUGCGCCUCCAUGGAGAGGGAGGUAUCGAAGAUUACACCCAAACUCUUAACGGACGGUGCUGGCACUAAUUGCACCCCCGCAAGAGAUGGGAGUUGCCCCCUCAAUCCCAUAUCGUCCCAUCCCAGCCAGAGGACCUCUGUCUUCGAAGGAUUUAACUUCAACCGGCUCCCACGUAACCAUCCAGCCACAGCUUCCAAGCAUCUGAUCAGUGUGUCUGGGGCCGAGUCAGGAUGGCCAUCCAUCAACAGAUAGAGUUGGGUGUCAUCAGCAUACUGAUGGCAGCCCAGCCCAAAACUCCGGACAAGCUGGGCGAGGGGGCGCAUAAAGAUGUUAAAAAGCAUCGGGGAGAGUAUCGCACCCUGAGGUACUCCACACACCAAGGAGUGGCGGGAUGACAAUUCCCCCCAAAGCGCCACCCUCAAAACCAAGGCGUGCUUUCCCAUAGAAAGUAAUGCAAAAUGGAUUAAUCCAUCCCAGACUUUUAAAAACAACCCCUAAAACAGCAAUUUAACAUGAAUUUUACUAUCUAAUGAGACGAUUGAUCCAUAAAAUGAAAGCAAUAAACAAUGUACUGCAGUCACACAAUCAGUCAGUCAGUAGCUGAACUGGGUUCCACACAGUCACAAAAAAAACAAAACAAAAAGAGCCACAAAAACAAAAACGCAAAAUAAAUAGCAAAAACAGACAGACCUCAGCGUAACACUCAAAAUGGAAGUGUGGCAACACUCAAAACAGAGCACAUUCGGCUUCCCAAAAAAGUUCACAAACCGGAACCCUUACUUCUAGGUUUGCAGUGUUUGGGUUCCAAGUUGUACCAAGGCGUUUGAGAACCAAGGUACCACUGUACUAGUUUUGUGCAGUUGUCACAACUCUUAUGUGACACCUGCAAUGACAAAAGAAAGGUUACAGGGGCAGGAAUGAAUUGGCUGCUGAAACAGGGCAGUGUAGCUCGAGAUGCCCCCAUCCUCUCCCCCACGCACACCACACGGAUCAAAUUCACUGUGGGAACAUUGCAUCCCCUUCUGAGUGUUAUCGAGACUGACAUAUAAAAUCAGUGAGCAUAACUUACAUAAUAGUAGUUAGUCUCCCUCGUUGUUAUUAGGGCAUGUGAACAAUGCAUGCAAGCAGCCCGCUUUGACUCUGCAUGAUUGUGUGCACGGGUACACAGCUGCCAAGAAAAAAAAAUUCUGUGAACUUGGGGUGGAGGCCCACAGCCGUUUCUUUCAGCACAGCCCCUAGGGUGGGGUGGGGGGGGGAAUAAGCCAAAACUGUACAAAUGGCAAUGUAUUCCAUGUAUCUCUCCCCUAGGCAAGCCGCCUCUCCUUAUAGGAAACUCUGUAUGACUUUUUUGCUUUGAAAAUCCAUUUCUUGGGGGGAAUACAUUUAAAGCAGGGGUAGGAAAUAUCCAUCCCAUGAUACGAAGACUGUUCACCUCUCUAUCUAGCCCAUCAGACACUCCCCAGGCCUCACCCCUUCUCCCCAGGCCACAGCCCUCCUCCAUGCUUUCUUUGGGUGGUUUUUGCCUUGCUGGGAUGCGUCCUUGAACUGUAAUAAAGCCACUUGCUUGCCUGUAUGGCGGAUGGAGUGGGGGGGUGGGUGUGUACAGAAAAUGCUGGCUUUUGCAUGGCUGGAAUGUAGACUUCCGUACAAAGUUAAAAGUUCAAUCCUUCAUCCUAUCCACUUUUCCCUGUGUCCUCGUCACUUACAACUGGUAUGUGGCCCCUGGGAGAUUGUUCCUUACUCCUGAUUUAAAAGAUGCCAUUAGGUGCCAUCCAUAUGGACCUGCACAUGGUUCCCUGCCAGUUUUCAGCAAACAAGCCAAAUUGUGCCACUAUACAUAAUCUCUCUUUCUCUUUCUCUUUCUCUUUCUCUUUCUCUUUCUCUUUCUCUUGAUGUAUCCCUCAUUUUCACAUUGUUCCUGUAAUUGUCUUUGCCUGCUUGCAAAGGUCAGCAGACAAGCAGUGAAGUAGAUUUACCCAUGCAAGUAGGCACACCAGCCUGCUAUUUGAAAUGGAAGCACAGGAACUCGAUUUGCAAUUGUGUUUGUUUGCCCACAGGUGGGGGGCACAGCUUGCCACUACUGCGAUCCCAAGGAGCACAAUGUUCUAGGGCUGAGGUGAAAUGGGGGUGAAGUGUUUCGUGUACAUUUCCACCCUUGGUGAAUGCAUUAUUCCUUUAUACGUCAUUGGGAGGUUCUUUUGCACUACUUUGUGAAAGGGUCUAACACUUUGCUCAAUAGGAUAGCAGGUUGGGGGUUAAAAAGGAGAUGUGAAUCCCAGUGAAGGUGUUUCAUGGCAGGCAAAUGACACCUUCCGUCGCAUGUGACAUUCACACUGCGUCACUUAACUGAGAUGUGCAUUUGAAUUGAUAUUCUGAUACAACAUGCAUGCAUAAAGGAGGCGUCCAUGAUUAGAGUUGGAUUGUAGCAAAAAUGCACUGCCAGUGAGCAGUGGAACUGAUAGUACAGUAUGACACAACCAGGUGGACAACAGGGAUGCUUUCUGUCCUCAGUGAUGUCAUCAUAUAACAAAUUUGACUGGAUACGUGCCACUGUGACAUCACCAAAUUCAGUAUGUGAUCCCUGAUUAGAUUAAUUAAUCACUGGGGGAAAGCCCUUCAAAUAAUAAUAAUAGUAAUAAUAGACUCCAAAGCAGCAGCAAAUGGGAAACAAUGACUACAAACAAAUGUUGAAAACUGUGUUAAAGAGUGGAAGGUAAAGGAUCAACUGCAGAUGUGCCUUUAAUUGAUUGUUGCUGUUUAAGAAAGUAUUUUCCUAUUUCUCUGGCCUCCAGGCUUAAAGAGGAUCAACUUGCUUCUCACUGCUAGUCUUGUAAAGUAUGCACAGAGUCCUACACAGAACAAUACAUAUAAAGGAACAUGAGUAUACCUUUCAAAAUCAUAUAUAUAUUCAGUAAAGCAGGAAGACAUCUAGUGGCAAGCAGAAGUCUAGAGAGAAAUAACAAAGCCAAUCUCUCUCUCUCUCUCUCUCUCUCUCUCUCUCUGUGUGUGUGUGUGUGUGUGUGUGUGUGUGUACAAACACUGCUGAGUGUAUACAGAGAGGGAGUGUUGGAUUCAGUCCACAGCACUGAAUUUGUCUGGAUGACUAGCCCAGAAUACAAACUUUUUGGGAGCCACAUACAAAGCCAGACCCUUGUGUCAUGCAUAUUGGCUUAAAAGCACAUUUCACCAGACUGGCAGCUCUGUAAACAAGAUCAGACCCUGCCUCACAGACUUUGCUUUGCUUUUAGGAAAGCAACUCCUGUUAAGGAUAUCACAAGAUAUUGCAGGCUCUGGAAGUGGCUUUGAGUUAUGUGUGGAAAAUUCUCCAGAGUCUAUUUUGUGUGAAUGCUUGCACAUAGACACCCCAAAUUAAUCAUUUUCUGAGCAUUUAUUAUUCUUAUUUCUGUUAUCUAGUUCAUACCAAAUUGUGACAUUUUCAAGUCUCACAUUGAGAGGUCUCAGUCAAAAUCAGUCUUCCCCAGUGUGGUUUCUCCCUGGUAUUUUGCACUACAACUCCCAACAUCAUGGUCUAAAUUCUGGUUAACAGUUUCACUGCUAGGGAAAAGCUAGUACCAAAAGUAGCCAACAUGAUGCCUUCCAGAUGUUGCUCGAUAUCAACUCCCAUCCGCUUUAGCCAGCAUGGCUGAUGGUCAGGCAGGGAGGAUGGGAAUUAUAGUCCAAUAACUUCACAUUGUAAUGACCAGGCCUUCUUGGUAGUGGCACCUGCCCUGUGGAAUGUCCUCCCACCAGAUGUUAAGGAAAUAAACAACUACAGUAAAUUACUUUUAGAAGACAUCUGAAAGCAGCCCUGUUUAGGGAAGUUUUUAAUGUUUGAUAUUUUAUCGUGUUUUUAGUAUUCUGUUGGGAGCCGCCCAGAGUGGCUAGGGAAACCCAGCCAGAUGGGUGGAGUAUAAAUAAUAAAUGAUGAUGAUGAUGACACAGAGUAAAUUGAACAUGACAUUGCAGAGAGGAAUGGGAGAUCUGAGUGUUGAGGGUCUAUCAUUUGUUUGUGGCUUUUUUCCUUUGUUUAGUUUACUGGAUAGCACUGUGUUGUUGUUUUGCAGUACAGUAUACAGUCCCACACUUAGCUGGGGAAACUGACUUUAGUUGAUAAAUGCUAGCCAGACAUUAAUCUGAGUCACCUUCUUGUUCUAAAAUUGUUCUAUACUCAUCUUACAUAAGCAAACAUUUGUAUGACUUUGCAAAACGAAAAGCUGCUCAGCAUCUACUGAUCUUAUCGACUGCAAAAGCUAAACGUUUUACGUAUAGUUCAACAACCAGUACUGCAGUUAGGACUACAGUGGUACCUCGGGUUACAUACGCUUCAGGUUACAUAUGCUUCAGGUUACAGACUCCGCUAACCCAGAAAUAGUGCUUCAGGUUAAGAACUUUGCUUCAGGAUGAGAACAGAAAUCGUGCUCCAGCGGCGCAGCGGCAGCAGGAGGCCCCAUAGGCUAAAGUGGUGCUUCAGGUUAAGAACAGUUUCAGGUUAAGUACGGACCUCCGGAAUGAAUUAAGUACUUAACCUGAGGUACCACUGUACUGACAUUUUUUAUGGACAGCUGCUUCAUUUUUAUAGAGUUGCAUGCAGAAAAUCAGGUUUCCCUGUGACUGCAUUCCCAAACAGGCAAAAGAGCUGACUGACUUCUGGAUAUCAAGCUUAUAUUAAAGACACAGAGCCUUUGCCAUAAAACUGUGGGCAGGCCUAUGCCAUGCAUUUAAACCACAUCCAACACACAUUUAAAGUACAUGAAUCUCCCCAAAGAAUCCUAGAAGCUGCAGUCGUCAUCCUGUCCCCCGUCCCCCGCAAAAAAACCUACAAUUCCCAGCAUGGUUUAACUACAGUUCCCAAGAUUCUUUGGGGAAAGUCAUGUGCUUUAAAUGUGUGUUGGGUGUGCUUUAAAGGUAUGGUGUAGAUCUGCUCUAAUUAGCCUACAUCGUCCAGAGUAACAUAUGUAGAAGUUAGCAAAAUGUGCUAUGUCCAAGUCAAAGGUAUGCCUUUAGCACACAAUCUUAAAUGGAGAGAGUGAAUGGGGUGCACCUCACAUUAAACGAUCUUACAGGUGCCCUCUAGGUGUUCUUCCCUGCCCUGUGACAGCUGCGAGUAGUUUGCACAUGGCUGUGAGAAUGCUUAAAAGAACCAAUCAUAUGUUUAUUACAGAUUUGGCACAGCAAACACACCCUUUCUUGAUUUUGUAGGAAAUAUCUACUUUAUAAGGUCAUUUAAGCAGUCUCCCCACCAUACAAGAACUCCCUACAGAAGAAUAUCUAAAGGACACAACAACCUUUCCACAGAGUAGUGCCAGCCAAUACAGAUUGAGCGAAAACUUCUCGAUCCUAACUGCAGGCUGGUUUAGAUGCUCUAAAACCCUCAGUGCAAAACCUCCCAGAAAGUAGCAUAAGAUCAUGUGCAACAACCCUGAUUGGUGUUGCUUCCUAGUAGUGAUUGGUGUAGUGCAAUAAUAACCACCACCUCCCUUUAUGACUGCCUACUGGGAAGCACCACCUCCCAAUGUGGUCAGAUUGGGUCAGACACUACUUCCACUAUACAGCUGCCUCCAUGGACCUUUCCACCUGGAAAACUUUAGAUGUAGGCUCUUUGAACCAGCCCUUUAGAUGUAGACAGUUUGAACCAGCUCUUUGAACCGGGAUUCAGGCCUCAUCAUGGGACUGAAACUGCCUUGGUCGAUGAUCUCCGGCGGGCUAGGGACAAAGGUGAGAGCUGUUUCCUAGUUCUGCUGGAUCUCUCAGCGGCGUUUGAUACCAUUGACCAUAACAUCCUUCUGGACCUAGAGGGGCUGGGAGCUGGGGGCACAGUCAUACAGUGGCUUCGCUUCUUCCUCCUGGGCCGUGUUCAGAAACUGGUGGUGGGGGAUGAGUGUUCAGACCCCUGGGCUCUCACUUGUGGGGUGCCUCAGGGUUCUGUCCUCUCCCCCAUGCUUUUCAAUAUCUACAUGCAGCCGCUGGGAGAGAUCAUCAGGGGGUUUGAGCUGGGUGUUCAUCAUUAUGCAGAUGAUACCGAGCUCUACCUCUCUUUCAAAUCAGAACCAGUGAAGGCGGUGAAGGUCCUGUGUGAGUGCCUGGAGGCGGUUGGAGGUUGGAUGGCGGCUAACAGAUUGAGGUUGAAUCCUGACAAGACAGAAGUACUGUUUUUGGGGAACAGGAGGCGGGCAGGUGUGGAGGAUUCCCUGGUCCUAAAUGGGGUAACUGUGCCCCUGAAGGACCAGGUGCGCAACCUGGGAGUCAUUUUGGACUCACAGCUGUCCAUGGAGGCACAGGUCAAAUCUGUGUCCAGGGCAGCUGUUUACCAGCUCCAUCUGGUACGCAGGCUGAGACCCUAUCUGCCUGCGGACUGCCUCACCAGAGUGGUGCAUGCUCUGGUUAUCUCCCGCUUGGUCUACUGCAAUGCGCUCUACGUGGGGCUACCUUUGAAGGUGACCCGGAAACUACAACUAAUCCAGAACGCGGCAACCAGACUGGUGACUGGGAGCGGCCGCCGAGACCAUAUAACACCGGUCUUGAAAGACCUACAUUGGCUUCCAGUACGUUUCCGAGCACAAUUCAAAGUGUUGGUGCUGACCUUUAAAGCCCUAAACGGCCUCGGUCCAGUAUAUCUGAAGGAGCGUCUCCACCCCCAUCGUUCUACCCGGACACUGAGGUCCAGCACCGAGGGCCUUCUGGCGGUUCCCUCACUGCGAGAAGCCAAGUUAUAGGGAACCAGGCAGAGGGCCUUCUCAGUAGUGGCGCCCUCCCUAUCGAACGCCCUCCCACCAGAUGUCAAAGAGAACAACAACUACCAGACUUUUAGAAGACAUCUGAAGGCAGCCCUGUUUAGGGAAGCUUUUAAUGUUUGAUGUAUUGCAGUAUUUUAAUAUUUUUUUGGAAGCUGCCCAGAGUGGCUGGGGAAGCCCAGCCAAAUGGGCGGAGUAUAAAUAAUAAUCACCCCAUACUAACUCAGCAUGUUUUUCACCUGACAAUCACAUGGUAAAUAGGGCAGCUAUGAGCUGGCUUUUGGGGACAUGUUGAUCCGUCCAUCACAAUUAAACAUUGCAAGUUGUCUCAUUUUGGGAAAGUGUCAGAAUGUGGAUUGAGCUCAGAUACAGAGAGAAAUAAAGAAGAAAAAAUCAUGAGGCCAAAAUAAUUCAGUUUAGGGUAGUUCCACCCAGGGCCGGAUUUAGGUUUGAUGAGGCCCUAAGCUACUGAAGGUAAUGGGGCCCUUUAUAUGUCCAGCUGUCCUUUGUCAACAACAAAUUGUCGCUGUUUUUUGUGUUGAAUAUAUGCUAUAUGGUAAUUUAUGGACCUAAUAAAUAUCUAAAGCCAUUUGCACACAACAAAAUUUGUAUUUUAUCAAAGUAAUUGUUGAACUGAAAUACAAUUAAGAAGAAAGAUAUUAAUAGUGAAAUAAUUAUUAAGCUCUAACUUUAAAAAAUUCCUUUAAAUUUUGGGGGCCCCACUCUCUUGGGGCCCUAAGCUAUAGCUUGUUUAGCUUAUACGUAAAUCCAGCACUGGUUCCACCACAUAGCUGCUACAUAACAAAAUGUUGUGUGCCCACCAAAUAAAAUAUUUUCUUAGCUCUGUAGCAUCUAUAUGUCCCUUUUCAACAUCCUGUUUUCAGCCUUGGCUUGUGAAGAGUUGCAAUCUAUUUUUCCUUUGGCUUUUUCACAUGCCAUGACAUAACAGUCAAAAAUCUGACAGGUGUAUCUUUUCUAAACAUCCAGACACAGAUAUGGGGAUUCUUUGCCUUUUGGAUUUAUGCCUGCUGUACAGCUGUAUAAUUAUUCCUUGACCAUAAAAAGUUGCCGGCCAUAAUGGUAGGGGGUGGAGAGAGUGAAACAAUGGACUGAAAAGUUUCUGUUAGUAGAUUGAAAGGCCUGUUUGAAUGUAAACAAGUUGAGCUUCUGUAUUCUGUAAACUGCCUUCGUGAAUGUGUAGAAAGUACGUUGGCUCACUGCUCUGGCUUGUGGAAUAACACUGUCCUCCCCUGUCUUAAUUCAGAUGGAUGAGAUCAAAGCAAAAGACAGAACCAUCUUCUCCUUGGAGAAAGAGCUGGAGACCCUGACUGGAUACGUUCAGAAGCUUCAACUGCAGAAGGAGGCUUUGGACGAACAGCUCUUCUUAGUAAAGGAGGCCGAAUGUAACAUGAGCAGUCCCAAAAGAGAGAUCCCAGGCAGAGCAGGAGAUGGCUCUGAACACUGCAGCAGUCCUGUAAGAAAGGGGAACAUUUGGGCUUUGACUGGAUGCACUUUGCCCACUUAUUGCAUCAUUUCCACGAGGAAGCAUCCAUUUGUGGUGCAUGAAACGUGCCCUCUUGUGGCUGGCGUAAGACUGCACUUCAAUACGCUCAAUUUAGCACAAUUUGCAAAAAUGGUUAUGGAAGUUAAAGCUUAGCAUUUUUGUAGUACAUGGAAGUGUUCAAAUUUAAAAUAAUCUGUUCAACAGUUCUGUAAAGUGGGGGUGUCGAAGCUGAGAGAUAGUGGCCUACCUACGCCCAUUGCAUUCAUGGCCGAUUCAGGAGAGACCCAUGCAUACUAUGCAACAAUUAUUUCAUUGUUUGAAUGCUUUAUUUUAUGUGAAAUCAUAAAUGAAUUGAAUCCCAGAGGGUGAGAGACAUGGUUUCGGGGGGGGGGGGGGGGCUAAAUGUUUUGUCUUCUUUGGGUUAAGGUUACCAGAUUUUUUUCAAUGAAUCCAGGGACACUUUUCAACUUCCUACCAAAUAGGUGGAUUUUGUCAGGGGGCUGAUAUGUAAAUCUGGGGACUGUCCCUGGGAAACGGGGAGAUCUGGUAACCUUACCUUGGGAUCCAUCAUUUCUGCCAAAGAACCUUGGGCCAGUCACACUUCUCUGAAGUCUCUCAACUCACCUCACAGAGUGUUUGUUGUGGGGGAGGAAGGGAAAGGAGAAUGUUAGCCGCUUUGAGACUCCUUCGGGUAGUGAUAAAGCGGGAUAUCAAAUCCAAACUUCCCUACACAGUCCAGCUGGUAACCAAGCAGCUCUUGCAGUCCAUUUAUCCAGCAAAUGUACAGAACCUGGCAUUUCGGAUCAGCUCAGUUUCUGAGCAACCAUCAAAGGCAGCCCCACAUAGAGCACAUUACAGUUGCCCAACCUAAACCAUGGGUAUGCAGUAGAAUAGACUUACCAGGUCCAGUAGCAUUAGACAGACUAAGGUGGUCGCCUCAGGCAGCUGAACUUUGGUGUCAUGAAAAGGUAGCAAGUUGUUAUUUAUUUCAUUUGCCAUGUGGGGUUCAGGGGAAAGGUGCCUGUGGGAUUUUCUUCCUCAGAUGCCAAAAUAACUUGUCUGGCCUUGGGCACUGCACUGACAGCAGUUUGCCUAUAUGCAGCUGUUGUAUUAAAUGAUUUAAACAUUUCCUUUGCAGGACCUACGCAGAAACCAGAAGAGGAUGGCAGAGCUCAAUGCUACCAUACGGAAACUUGAGGACAGGAACACACUGCUGGUGGAUGAGCGGAAUGAACUGGUGGGUGCUUUUAGCAGUUUUUUCAGCGGGGGUGCUUGAAAGCUGUAUCACAAAGAACAAAAGGACCUAAAAGGGGCCAUGACUUAUUAUUUUGUUUAUUAAAUUUCUACACCACCCUUCAUCCCAGGGUCAAAGGGCGGGUUACAGCAUAAACCAAAUGGAUGAUUUACAUGGCUCCUCAUCACUUUUAGAUGGAAGGAAUAAGCAACACAUGAGUAGGAAAAACAGAGGGCAAACACAAGCACAUUCCCUAAAGAGGUGGGGAAGAUCUCUCCUCCAAGAUUUACUCCAGUGGCAGCCAAUGCAGUUCCCUGCAGAUGUUGUUGGACUCCAACUCCCAUCAUCCCUGACUAUUGGCCAAGCUGGCUGGGGACUGAUGGGAGUUAGUGUCCAACAACAUCUGGAGGACCAGAGGUUCCCCAUCCUCUUUCAAAGCACCUGUAGUGCUCUAAUCUCCCACCCCACCCCCACAAAAAACCCUCUGCCUUCAGCUUUAAUGAAAGUUAGAACUACCAUGUUAUCAUUCCUUUCCUUGCACAGUAGACACCAGCAAUGAGAAACUACUGUAUUUUUUGCACCAUAACACUCACUUUUUUCCUCCUAGAAAGUAAGGGGAAAUGUCUGUGCGUGUUAUGGAGCGAAUGCCUGCGGGUGGCGGGGGGGAUCUGCUGCAGUCGUGAGCACAGGAUCCAUGGCUCCCCUUCCUUGCCUCCUCCGUGGUUACAAUGCAUGGAUCCACAUGGAUCCUCAGGAUUUUUGCAUUGGGCUACUCCAAACUCACUGUCAGAUCACAUGUCUGUGGCCACAGCAUGAACCACAAAAAUCAUAUAUCCACUAUUUUGUUUAGAAUAUUUUUUUUCUUGUUUUCCUCCUCUAAAAACUAUGUGUGUGUUAUGGUCUGGUGCGUGUUAUAGAGCGAAAAAUACGGUAAAUGAAGAAAUGAAGAAAGGGGUUUCUCUUAUGAGUUAUUCUUGUUGUUGCAGUUGAAACGUGUUCGGGAAGCUGAAAAACAAUGCAAACCUCUUCUGGAAAGAAAUAAGUGCCUCUCCAAGAGAAAUGAUGAACUCAUGCAGUCGCUGCAGCGCAUGGAGGAGAAGCUCAAAGCAAUCGCUAAGGAGAAUUUAGAAAUGGUUUGUACUGAGUGUUCAGAACAUAUUUUUUUUCUACUUGUGCAUCGUAAUAUUGGCAGGUUUUUGCCCAUAAGUUUUCUUUGCAGUGAAUUUCUGGGAUUUAACCGCAAAAGGCAAAGCUGACACUUGAUCUCGUUAGUUGAUAAAGGCUUUUCCUUCUUCAAAAUUGAGUGUGAAGAUUUCAGAAACUUGAAACAGGGAAAUUAUCAAUAGCUAAAAACCAGUCAAUUUCAUGCUAACCUUUGUCUGGUUGUAGCUAUGAGAUUGUGACAUUUGACACAUCCAAAUUGAACAUCCUGGUGCAUACAAACUGAGCACGGCAACCUGCAUGCCUAAACUUCUUGCAUUUCACAGACUAAGAAGUUUAUUCUGGCAUAAGCUUUUCAUGGACUACAGUCCAGUUCAUCAGAUACAUGGUCAUAAAGACCAAUGCAAACUUUGUGCAAGCAAAUCAGGAUUAAUACUCAUUAAGCAGGUUGCAUAUAGCAGCAUCCAUGCAUGCAAAUUUACAUGUGAGCCUCCCAUUUCUCACUUAAAGUAUGCUUGCGUUUGUACACAUGAACAUCCAGCACACACACACACACACACACACACCAAUAAUCCCUUUGUGAAGUGGCGGGGGGGCAGCAUUCUUUCCCUUGAACCACACCCCACAGAAGAGAUGUUUGAACCAUUCCCAAGUAAGCUGCCUCCAUUUGCUUCCCUUGAAACUUCUCCUGAAGUUUCUUUGUGUCAAGAGUAAUUGACAAGCAAGAGCAUUGUAAAAAGAACAAGGAAUAGUUUACACAGAUCUGUUUCAAAUCAUUUCCCAACCUGCUCUCCGUUGCACUUUUCUCUUUUGAAAAAACAAAAACUUUGUAAGCAUAUAUCAAAAGAUAUGUUCAGUGAUUCCUAGUCUGCAAGUAAAUGGGUCGGAGUUCAUUUUAAUGAUUUUAUGCAACAGAACUGGAUGUCUAAUUCUCCACGAAGUAAAGUUACAAACAUAAGCUAUUUUUAGCAUAAAUUAAUUUUAAGCAAGGGUGGCGCUGUGGGUUAAACCACAGAGCCUAGGACUUGCUGAUCAGAAGGUUGGCGGUUCGAAUCCCCGCCAUGGGGUGAGCUCCAGUUGCUCGGUCCCUGCUCCUGCCAACCUAGCAGUUCGAAAGCACGUCAAAGUACAAGUAGAUAAAUAGGUACCGCUCCUCCGGGAAGGUAAACGGCGUUUCCGUGCACUGCUCUGGUUCGCCAGAAGUGGCUUAGUCAUGCUGGCCACAUGACCCGGAAGCUGUACGCUGGCUCCCUUGGCCAAUAAAGUGAGAUGAGCGCCACAACCCCAGAGUCAGCCACGACUGGACCUAAUGGUCAGGGGUCCCUUUACCUUAAUUUUAAGCAACAAAUAAAAUCCUAAGUAUUUAUAUUGAGAAGUCCUACUGAUUUUAGGGACUUACUCCCAAAUAAGUGUGUUCAAGUUCUCAGCCCAAAUCACAGAAUCUAACAUUCAUACUAUAGUGCAGGACUUUCAGCUCUAGCAAGGUUUUGUUCAGUUUUCUAAAUAAGGGAGUAUAUCUGCCAUACCCUCAAGACCAUAGCAAGAGAAUACUUCUUGUUUUUUCAGGAACUAUUUAUGUCUACCUAGAAAUGCACAAAGUGGAAAAACUGCAGCCUAACUCCCUGACAUCCAUAAUGAUUUCACACUUAAGGCGGGAGGCAACAAAACAAAACAAAAUACUAAAAAUAGCCAUGCCAGUUUGGAUGUCAGAUUGUAGACACCUGGCAGAAAAUGUUGCUGAAGCAGAAAAUGUUGUUUAAAAGAAAUUUAAAAGAAAUUACUUGUUUUUAAUAGUCAGGGGUUGCUUUUGUUUUGUUUGUUACACAGAAAGAAAAAAUGACAUCACAUCCUCCUCUGAAGAAAUUAAAAUCUCUCAAUGACUUGGAUCAAGCUAAUGAAGAGCAAGAGACUGAAUUUUUGAAGCUUCAGGUUAUAGAACAACAGAACAUAAUUGAUGAAUUGACACGGGUAGGUUGACACUUCUGCAAGACAUUAGAAGUAGAGGAGUAGCUCCUGAAAGCUAUCAUUAUGAAAAAGCAAGAUGGCCUAUAAUUAUGGAAGCAUUUCUCAUAUCCUGAAGUCGGGAGCAAGGCUCCCAGACCACAUAGGAUCAGACAUAGCAAUCCUUUAUUAAUAAUAAUAAUAACAAUAAUAUUUUUAUUUGCAAAUUUAACAAAGAAAAUAAAUUAUAGACAAUAAAAAGAAAAAGAAAUAAUAUAUGAAUAAUAUGAAUAAUAGCAGAAACAACCAUCAGUUCACUUUAUAGAUACAAUGACCAUCAGUUACUGCAUCAAAAGUUAAACAUUAACUUAUAAUAGAAGCCCGCCAGAUGUCCAAAUAGAGAUCAGCACAACAUUGGCAUUUAUAUGGCAUGAAUUAGUCUCCCACUGUUACGGGUUGUGUAUGGAUUUCACCUUGACUUCCGUUCAUGAGUGGGUGCCCUGUUGGCUGGAUGGUGGUGCAGGUGGUGCAGUCUGCUUCAAACUGAACCCACCACGGGCAGAAUAAUCGUGAGGAUUGGUUUUUAAUUCAGGGAUGUGGAAAACUUUCCAGAUUUUGCUGGACUCCAUCUUCUACUAGUCCCAGCCAGCAAGGCCAAUGGUUAGGGAUGACAGGGGUGGCUAACCUUUUUCAACUCACGGCCUUCAUUUCCUCAAGAUCCCACCUUCCAUUGGGUGAGGGCCAGAGACUUCUCAAUGCGGGGAAUAUAUUGCCUGAGCCUGAGCCUGCCCUACCCUGGCACUCACUGUUCCUUGCUCUUCUUCUAUAGGAUAGAGAGAAACUUAUUCGUCGCAGGAAGCAUAAAAGAAGUUCCAAGCCAAUCAAGGUAAGCGAAGCAUAGAAAUGUUUUGGACAAACAGGCUGUGUUGUAUUUCAUUAUUGCAGAGUCCAAUGUCGUGAGUUGCACGCAUUUUGGUGAGAAAGGCACUAGGCCUCGCAGACUUGGUUUUGCCAAUAGAGACAAUGAAUUUGCACAAAUAGCAGCAAAUCCAGGAUGUGCUUGCCAGGGGUGGAGCAUGUGGAGCCAAGAAGAAAAAGGAGCGAAAAAAGCAGAGAUUUGUGAACUUGCACGUUGAGCUCAGUACACUCCUGGACCUCAUCUCCCUAGAGAGAGAGGAGCUGCAAAUCUUCUGCCAGUUGACCAUGCAGAUCCCAUAUGCUUUCCACCCCGGUGAUGUCUUAUCCUUUAUGUGGGAAUAGAAACAUUAUAAUACAAGUGUGCCUUAAAUUCUCGUUGAUCAGUCUGUCUGCAAAACAAUUUCACUUCACUUGGCAAGUUUUAAGUGCUGAUGCCAGUACUUUGCUAUCCAAACCCACAGAUUAAGCAGCUCUGUCAUCUUACAGCAUGACUCAUCUUUCCUUUGAUGUUUUCUAAUUCAAUUAGGAAGUCUGAAGGCACUAAGCUGGGGGGGUGGGGCUGGAUUUAACAUGGCUUACUUCAUAAAGUAGCAGUUACUUUAGCAUUGUUCCUGUGCCUUAGCUCCAACUAAGCCUGUAACCGAGCAUAAGGACAUGUAACUGAAGCAACCAUAUAUUGCUUCCCUGUUUCACCCACACCCCUUCCCUUCCUCUUCUGUUUUCCCUGUGUCAGAUUUUAGAAUGGAGGCUCCUCAGGGCAGGGACCUCAGUUCUUAUAUCUCUGUAAAGCAACAUGCACAAUGAUGGAACUAUGUAAAUACAUUGAUAACAAAUCAGUAGUGGGUGCAACAACAUUGGGUUGUAUACAGCAGCGUCCUCCUGAUCAAGGAAGGCUCUUUGAUCCAUCUGUGAUUCCUGAAUUGCAUGGGGUUAGGCGAGAAAACUCUUGUGGUCCCUUCCAACGCUACAGUUCUGUGAUUUUGUGUGAAGAAAAGCGGGAGGCAAGCGAUUUUCACUGAUUCCCUCUGUAUUCCCCUUUGCCUCCCCAAAUCUGUAAAGGAGGUCGGGGGGACUCUCUGGAAAUGCGUGGAAGGUGGUGCAACAGGGGGCUGCAAGAGAAAGGGCGGCUGUGUGUGAAAAUCACAUCUCUCCCAUUUCCAUUCAUGAAAGCCUGCACUAGAUCAAGCAGCCUUCCCUGUGCAGGGCCCAUUGCUAGCAACUGGAAUCCUGAUGCCCCUAUGCACUGAUUUCAGUGAGAUUUCUCUCACUUGUACAGCACACUGUGAAGCUGCGUCUACAUCAAUGACUGCCACUACUCUGACACUGGGGGGAGUGAAAGGAGGAAUUCUGGUGUACACUAUACUUCUAAAACAGAAACGGGCCCACCAGUGACGCCAUGUUGUGCAGACCCCAGCACAGCAAUCACAUCAGCUUGCUGUCUAGAUUUUGUGGCUCAGCAGGACAUGAUGAAAUAGUCAGUGCAGAGCCAGCCAGGCUGCACCCAUGUGCCUGAAUCAAGAAUGUAAUGACUGGACUUGUAAGCAUGACUGAAUAUUGCCUGUGGUGAUGGAACAAUGCUGGCAGUAUUUUUUCAUGUGAGGUUUUUCCUCCCUUCAGAGGCAUAUAUUGGACACAGUUUAUGGGGGUGAUGAUGACUCCAUGGACUCAGAAACCUCAUCCAUGGCUUCAUUCAGGACAGACAGAACACCAGCAACUCCAGAUGAAGACCUGGAUGAAGUAAGAUAUUUUGCCUCAUACUAUACACCCUGAAGGGCUAGCAGUGGGGACUUCUGCAGUGGCAACAAUUUUUAUUUUUAUUUUUAAGUGACUGAUCGGAAUUUUAAAAACAGGAAGUCUGGGGCAUGGCACAAAUCUGCGCAAAAUGUAGUUGUUUGAUAAGUAUUGGUUGAAUAAACUAUGUGAAACAGAGGACUCUCUUGUGACCUAUUUAAAAUAUGCAUUUAAAAUUGAAUUGGAAAGGGCCAAAGCUCAGUGGUAGAGCAUCUGCUUUGCAGGCGCAAGGUCCCAGAUUCAAUUCCCAGCAUCUCCAAGUUGGGCUGGAAUAGACUCCCUGUCUGAAAUCCAGGAAAGCUCUUGGCUGUUAGUGUCGAUAAUACUGAACCUGAUGAACCAAUGGUGUGAAUCAGCUUAAUGCAGCUUCCUGUGUUCCUAAACGAAAGGUAAACCAUGGAAUGGUUAGCUUCUUGUCAAAGACUACCAUGUUGAGAAAAAAUGUUGUAAAUUUCAGUGAAUUUCUUCACAUUUUUAAAUGUUUUUCUUGCUAAUUCUUUGCCUUGUGUGUCAUUUUGUUUUCAGAAAACAAAUUCCCAGCUUUUUGAAAGCGUGAUAAAAUACCUUCUUUCCAGCUGAAUAAUCCAUUCAGCUGAAUUGACAUGGGCCAAACUACAUGUGAUGUUUAAAACACAUUGAAUUCCACAAUUAUACUUCUGGUUUUUGUUUGUUUGUUUGUUUUUGUUUGUUUGUUUUUGUUUGUUUAAAAAGAGGACUAACAGGAAAGUGUGUGUGUGGAGGAGAUCAGGAUCAGGACUGGGGGGCAAGAGACUUACCUCUUCUCCUGUACCAUUUUCCCACUGAAAAUCCUCCCCUCCUUCCCGCUGCUAUUUGCUCCCAAAGUAAGUAAUAGCAAAACCAGCAAAACCUCAUAGCAGUUGAAGGUGGGACUUUUUCUGCUGGGAAACAGCAUGGGAAAGGGGUCACAUUUCCUGCCCUAAGUUGCAGUCCUGAUAGUUUUGCCCCACCUUGGAAAUGCUGUGAGUUAAAUAGAGAAUUCCAGUCAGGGCAUUCAGAAAUUUGUUUAGCAUCAUGUGCCAUUUGACCAAGUGUUCUAGUAUUGCUUAACUCUCAAAAUAAGCAUGGUGUAUAAAUUGUGGGGGAAAUUUAUUUUGAAAUAUUGUAUCUGGUGUGUUAUAACCAGUCCUUUUUUUCUUAAAAAAAUGUUUAGUUCCUACUCAUAUUGAAAUACUGCCUCUCAAUGAGGCCAAACUUAGAGUCACAAAAUGUUUAGGGGUAUGUGUACCCCUGCAAACAACUACAUUUUAAGUAUGUUUACAUCACAUUUUUUGAAAGAGAACUGAGUGUUUGGUUUUUAAAGGAAACCACAUAUAAGAGAGAAAAUAAGCUACAACAAUACUCUCUUUAGGUUACAUGUAAAUUGUAUUCCCUUAAUUAAAAAAAAAAAAAUUCCAGGAAGCAACAAACAAACCUUUUCCCUUUAAAAAUAUUAUUGAUGGUUGCAUUUUGAUAUGGUGACUCUUUAAAUUUAUGUUCAUUAAACUCCUAAACAAAAUACCAAAAAAUUCUGUGGCUUUCAGCAUGUUAAAAACCCUAUACAAUCCUUCCAAGUUUCUGCAAUAUACAUUCCUACAGUUUAUAACCACCUGAGACUUCCUUUAUUUAUUUCUCUGGCAGAGCUUAGCAGCUGAAGAAUCAGAGUUGCGAUUUCGACAAUUGACAAAGGAGUAUCAAGCCCUGCAGAGAGCCUAUGCAUUACUGCAAGAGCAAACAGGAGGUAUCAUAGAUGCAGAACGAGAAGCCAAGGUUAGCAUUUGCCAUGGGCGACAUUUCUCUAAAACUCAAACAUACACCCCAAACUUAAAAACAGAAGAGGAGGAGGAGGAGAGAUGCUGUAAGAAACUCAUAGCUGUGUCACAUAAUGUUGUGGCUAUUCUUUGUAACAGGCACAGGAGCAGCUCCAAGCUGAAGUCCAGAGGUACAGAGCUAAAAUAGAGGAUCUGGAAAAAACGCUGGCCCAGAGAGGACAGGUAUAUUCUUUUCAACUGGUGUUUUCCGCAGCUGUUUUCACCCAUAGGCAAUAUUGAUUUGCUUUUGCAUAAAAAAGUUUUUAGAAGCAUAGCUUGUUGUAUGGGAAAUAAAUGCUUUGCAUACAUGUCUCCACUAUGUGAAAGGUGACAUGUGAAGACCAUAAGAGAUACACAGAAAACUGUAGCAACACGCCAAAUUGGGUGGUCAUACAUAUGCCACCCAUUAAAUGUAGCUGCUUUCGAUGUCCCACUUCCUACAACACAACUGUGGAUUAAUUUGGUAGUAAAUGCAAUAUAAAGCUGAAUAAGAGUUGAGUCAGCAUGGUGAAAAUAACAUCCAUUAUUUUCUUAGUCAUGGUGGCUUUAAUUACUAUCAUGACUGUGGUUUCCUAUCUCCCGCAAAUGUCAGCCCUUUCAGGGCCAAUUCACGCAAUACAAUUUUCUUCAACCUGCAUUAGUUCCGUUUAACAAAAAACUUGUGUCCAUACACAUAAUAGUGUGUAUACUUCAUUGCAUAUCACACUUCUUUUAAUGUUAAAAUAUUUCUUCCCAUCAAACAGGACUCCCAUUGGGUAGAAGACAAGCAACUUUUUAUUAAGAGGAAUCAAGAGCUUUUGGAUAAGGUAUGUUCAAAACCUGAAUUUCUAGAUUGUACAUCAGUGUGUAGAAUUUGGUGCUGAAAACUAGAUCCACUGUACCUUAUUCUGUCCAGGAUUCCAAAUGCAUGAUAAGAAGCUUUUCAUUUCUCUGCAAAUUCUGAAAACAGUAGUCUUUGCAACAGGUAGGCAAAAAAGCACAGAUAUCAAAACGUUGCUGAAGUUUGCAUAGGAAGAAAGUAAAAUAUAUUAAUUCCAAAAUGCAAGAAAUAAAGAACAAAUAAAAGAUAUUAAGAUGAAACUUAAUUACAAAGAAAGGGCAGUAGUUGUAAUCAAAAAUAAAACAAGAGACUCUCCAACAACAUCAGACAGUAAAAGUAACUUUUAGCAGCAAUUUUUUUCAUCCUUCUUCAGAACUGGACUUUCAGAGCAACUAAGAAUUCUUCCAAUUUUGCUCAAAGGCCAGUCCUUACACAAUGCAUUUAAUAAUAUAAAACAUGAAAACUGAAAAGUCAUCCAAGAAAACUGCAUGAAUCAUCAAAAAUAAUCUUCAAAAGUAUCUCUUAGCCACAAGGAACAAUGAAUCCCUCAAAAGUCCCAAAUCAGCACAUGCAGAUCUUGUUUUAUGUGCCAGGUUGCUUUUGAUAUAUUUCCAUCGAUUUUUAAAGGCAAUUUAUGCUUAUAGCACAUGACCUGUAACCUUUAUAGGCUUUGUUAUGUUUUCCAUUAUCAGGCUGACAACAAAGUUUAAACAGUUGGAUAACUUUAGUUUGGGGAGGGGAUGGAAUAUUGCAGGGGAGAGAGUGGCGGUAACCAACUUCUAAACAAACAUGGUCUGGAAUCUCCACUAAUUAUAUAAUUACAUUUGCCUUAUAGAUAGAAAAACUGGAAAUCGAUAACCAUCGAUUGCAACAGGAGCUGCAGGAUGCCAGAGAUCAAAAUGAGCUGUUGGAGUUUCGUAAUCUGGAGCUUGAAGUAAGACGCCGUGGACCCUUUAUUGCAGAAUGAUUUUUGAUUAUAACUUUGUGUUUGUGGUUUGCUGUUUGGAUGCUGUUAGCUGCUUUGAAUAUUUUAUACAGAAAAACAGAGUGCAGAUACACACAAAAAUAUAAAUGAUCAUUGAUGAACAAAGAUAACUGAACUGGGAAGAGCAGUGUGGAAUAAAAGUUGCCCAGUUCCUUCCUUCCUUCCUUCCUUCCUUCCUUCCUUCCUUCCUUCCCUCCCUCUGAACAAUAGUUGCUGGGAAGCACAAUUGGGGAGAGUGCUGUUAUGCUCAUAUGCUCCUUGCAGGCAUCUCAUAGGCAUCUGGUCAGCCACUGUGAGAACAGAAUGCUGAACUAGUAUUGACCUGAUACAAGCAGAGCUCUUUGUAUGUCCUUAUGUUAAAGAACAACAGAAAUAAUUAGAUGAGUUCACCACCAAGCAUCUUCAGGUACAAACAGUGUGCCACAUUCAAGCUCGGUGUUGCUAUUUCAGGAGUUCCCCAGUACAGUGUCUCACUGAGAAAUUCACCAAAGCAUGAAUUCAGCUAAUCCAGAAUAAAUAACAGGCUCCAGAUCUGUCACAAUCAUCCAUAUGAAUAGUCUUCUUUGAUGUAUGUUGACAAUACCAUUAAUAGCAGAUCGGUUCCCCCUGCUUUGUAUAAUAUCUAAUGAAUAAUAUUUAAUAAAUUUAAAUAUUGUAAGAACAGAUAAAUAAAUAAAGUCAGUGCAUAUUUUUUGAGAACAUUCUUACUGGCGUUUGGUAACCCAAAUAUUUCAUUUCAGAUUAACAUUCUCGUGAUUUUUAUUUUUUAUUUAGUAAAUUUAUAUACUGCUAACUCAAAAAAAAUUAUCUGUUGUUUAUUAUUGAACCUACUGUUCGCUUUUCUUACAAAAACUCAAAGCAGCUUACAAACAUACAUUAAAACAAACAAACCUACAGCAUAUAUCAGACAUAUGCACCAUAGCUCAGCUGUAUAUUUGUCGCUUCAUUUUAAAGGAUGAAGAACAAAUUGCUUGAACAGGGUAAAAAAAGCAAAGUUUUCAUCUGUUCAAUGUACAUAACUCUUCUAAUUCUUACAUAAUUCUUACAUUUUACUUGAAGGAAAGAGAAAGAAGGUCUCCACCGUUUAAUCUACAAAUCCACCCAUUCUCCGAUGGUGUAAGUGCUCUGCAGAUCUACUGCAUGAAAGAAGGUGUCAAGGUAUGUUAGCAUGGAUUCAAUAAAAAAGGAAAGAUCCUAUUGUCUUUCUUUUGGAACUAAUUUCAGUUGUUAAAUUGUUCAUCAAGGUACAAACAAACACAUGAAGAUACAAGCAGUUAGGAUUAUGGUGAUCCCAAUUUAAGCACAUUCAAGGAUCUCAUUUGCAUAGAGUCUGUACAUUUAAUCCAUGACCCUCCAUUAUCCAGUGUAUUAGUCUAUGUACAUGCAAAGACACGUGACCUUUGAGUUCAAGGAAGUUGGGCACUUCAGUGGCCCAACCCUGAUGAGCUCUUCCCAAAGUUAAUUGAACACUUGAGUUUCGCUUUUAUGAACGAAGUCUGUUAGACAGUAGAGCUGGAUAUGAUUUUAAGCACUCUAGUUUUGUUGCUUAUACUGUGAAAAGCCUUGAUCCUUCUGUUCUUAAUAAGUGUUUUUUAUUUUUUUAACAGGAUGUUAGCAUUCCAGAUCUUAUAAAACAGUUAGACAUCUUGGGCGACAAUGGGGUAAGUGAUAUGCAUACCUGACAAGUUCAUGUUAUGUACAGCACCACAAGGGAAACUUGUAAGGCUGCAGAGUAAUGUAGCAACCUGAUUAUAUCAAAGAGGAAAGCAAUAGAACUGUGUUCGUAAUCUCUUUUUUUCAAAUUAGUUUUUAUUAAGGGGUUUGGUUUUUUUACAAAGAAAAUAGAUAAACAGGGAAGAAAACUUUGAAAUGUUUGGUUUUCAAGAAAGGUAUCACCGAAUUGUGCAUUUUGGAGAUAUUUCUGUCAGUUACAAAGACUGGCCUUUUGUGGAUAAGAAAGGUUUUGUCUCUGAUACAGAGUUCUGCACUCACUGCAGACUGUAAUAUCCAUGCAGGCAUGUUUCCCCAUUCAUUCGAAGAGAGAAUGUGAUUUUGCACAGUGCAUCGCAUUGCCUGUACACAAGACUGCUUCCUCCACUUAAGUGAAUGGCGAAAGUCCAUUGGGGCAUGGGAAUACUAAGAUACUAAGAUGUAUUGGAUUAUAGGAGAAACUGAAACUGAAUUCUCUCCCUCAAAGAGAGAGAGAGAGUACCUAUUUAGCAAAUGACUGCUGCUUUUCUCAGUUUUAUCUUUUGCCUUUUGAAAUUUACAGAAUUUAAGAAAUGAAGAGCAAGUGGCCAUAAUUCAAGCUAGCACCGUGUUGUCCCUGGCAGAAAAGGUACUUUUGGGGCACUUGGUGUCUUUAAGUGUACAUGAAUUUAAGCUAUUAAUUGGAAAGCGAUGUAGCACAGAAUGAGGGGGGGAGACUGAAAUAUUAUCUGUCUGUCAAAAAGUAUGUUGUCUUCUCAUAUGAAAGAAUAGAUAAGAGUAAAAUAUGAUUCAGGUGCAUUCGCCACAAAAGGAAACAUUAGUUUGUUCCUGCUUGUUUGUUUUUAAAAUAAUUUCAUUCAUCAAUCCUGUUGUUCAGGUUGGCCUGGUUCUUGGAUAUAAGCCAAAUCAUUUUAUUUUGCGACUGUUUACUACCUUUCAGUUGCCCAAGGCACUGCUCACUUUAACAUUCUAGUUCCAGUAAGAGUUCAUUACAGUUAAGAGUAAAAACCAGCAUUUCAUUGUUCAGAUAAAUGACAAUUUGCUUGGCCUGAAAGCUCCUAGUCUGUGAAUAACAACAGAUUAAUGAGCAAUGUGCACUUUAGCUAGCAGAGUCUGUCCUUGAAAUGAUGAGAUUACUACCCAGAGUGAUGCACACACUAAUGAUUUACAUUAACACAGACUGCCCUUUAAAUGGAGAACAGGUCCGCAAUUGGAUACAUAGGAAGUAGCCGUAUACUGAGAACAUUGAUCCAUCUAGCUCAGUAUUGUCUAUAUUUGACUGGUAGCAGCCCUCCAUCAUUUUUCAGACAUGGUUUUCUCCCAAUCCUACCUGGCACGGAUUGAACCUGCGACCACCUGCACACAAAGCAGAUGCUCUUCUGCUGUGCCACGGCUUCCUGGCACUGAUUCUGCCUGUGCUGUAAAUGAUAAACUGAUGACCUCUGAGCAGAAGCAGAACCACUCAGCCCUUUGAAUGGGAAAAGAUGAGCAACAUCAAACAUGGGGUACCCAGGAAAAAAUAUCUCAAACAUAGAAGACUUAGGUUUGGGAAGAUGGAAGAUGGAAAUAUCCACAAGAACAGACUUGGAAAGAUUUGCACAAGUGUUAAGAAAUAGAACUUGCCUGGACUUGGCUCUUGGACAGGGUUGGGUAACUUGUAGACUUCUACAUAUUGCUGGGUUCCAGCUCCCUUCAACUUCAGCCAUCGUGGCCAAUGGUCUGGGCUAAUGGGAGGUGUAGUCUAGCAACUUCAGGAGGGCCAUAGAGGUUCCCCACUGUUACCCUAGGCCACGUUUUCAGUGCUUGAGAUGUGAACAAAAUGUCUGUGAUUAGGGGUUUCUUUUUUUUAAAAAACACUGGGCGGCCACAGCCUCCUACCACGCUUGGAAGGAAGAGGUAUGGAUCUGAUCUGAGUCCAACAAGGUUUGAGCCUUAAGCACACACACAUACACUUUAUAAAAAUUAAUGGCAAACAACUAAAGUAAGAUAUUUAUUUAUCCACGUUAUGAAAACUUAUAUCCUUAUGGGUUACAGGUUGAGCCACAACCCAGUAUACAAAACCACAUAAACCCAACAUUCUAAAUGUUCUGUUUCAUUCUAUUAUUUCAUUGUGAUGGUCUGCUGCUUUGUUGUUUGCUGCCCUGGGCUUCCUUGGGAGGAAGGAAAUAGGAUAGAAAUGUCAAGAUUAAUAGAUAACAAAUGCAUAGAAUUACAGGUCAGUAAAAUCAGGGCUGUUAUCUGUUAGAAUGCCAUUAACUGCCUUUACAGCUGCUGAAAGAGAAAGCCGUUCAGAAGGCUCCUAUUUCCUUUGUUUCUUGUUUUGACAAGAGUAAUGAAAAAAAGAUGCAAAUAACUUUUUGGCCUUGCUCCUUUUUCUAGUGGAUACAGCAGAUUGAAGGGGCUGAGGCAGCUCUGCACCAGAAGAUGAUGGAGCUGGAGAGUGACAUGGUAGGGGGAAAAACAUAAACUAGACCUUCUUGUAAUUCUUGCAAUCUUUGUCCCACAUAUUUUAUUAUUUAUUUCCUGAAUGAUUCUGAGCAUCAAAUAUGUCCGUUGCUACAGCUUCUUGAAUAAUUAACUUGUGGUUUUGUUUGUUUUUUUCCAAAAUCAUAAUUCAUUGUAGGAGCAGUUCUGUAAAAUAAAAGGUUAUCUAGAGGAAGAACUGGACUACAGGAAACAAGCUCUUGACCAGGCCUAUAUGGUAAGUUGAAAGCAAGAGCUGGAAUGAACACCAGCACAUAGAUCUCAGAACACUGAUUACAUGCACCUCAAUGUAUUUGGGGGUACAUUCUCACGUCAGCAGUUGGAAUUGUGUCUGUGUUUUGGGUUUUUAGAAGCUAGAACAUAUUCCCUGUUGUGGGGGUGGGAGGGAAAGAAAUCAGCCUGAGCUAUGGGUAUCUUGCAUAUGCGAAAGCUCCAUUGCCUACAUGGAGCUUCCGUGGGCAUAAUGGCAGAAAAGGGUGCAUAUUGUUCUCUGUGUGCAAGGUUACAUCUGCUGUUGAAGUGAAUGGGAAAAUCUAAAUGUGACUGUAAGCAUUCACUACAGUACAUCUAAGUGGGUAGGCAGGUAGUUGAUUUUAAACCUUCAUGUAGAAUUGUCAUCAUUUGCGUGGCGAGUUCCCACCUCCCCCCAGUGGAAAUAAAGACACAUGACACAAUUAUUUAGGUUAAUGGGCUAAAAAUGGCCACAACUUUAUUGGUUACAGGUGAUGAGUGGUAUUGGCUUAGGCAUUGGUCCUAACCGACUAUCCAGCGUCAGCCUGUUUGCUUGAAGUCCGGGAAGGCUUAACCACCAGUAGGGGGAGACCUGCUGAUGCACAUCAACUAGGAACUCCCCUGGGGUCACCGCUCGGGGGCGUGUCUUAGGCCCUCACCUCCAUAGGCUUCAGACAGGGCCAUGCCCCCUGGAAUCCUUUACCGGACUACCCUUCGAUAUGUGGGGGAGGUGAUGGCGCUUCCUCCCCCCUUCAUCUACAUAACAAUACCCAUACCAAUGCCUAACCGCCAAUGCCGAGGAAGUUGUGACGAUUUGCUACGAGGUAGGCGAAAAACCAAGUGGCUGGUGCCAAUUUGCCAAGUGGAAAAAAUUCCUACCAGGCCCCUUAAUGGUGACCAACCAAGGUCCAUAGCAAGGUCAAAAGGAAAAACAUAAAGGGCUGGAGAGUAGGAAACCAGAAGAGCUGAGGCGGCAAAAGAGGGAGAUCCCCAGCCGCGCCAGUGUAAUAUAGCACAAGCCACGCCAAUCGGCUAGCCUAGGGAUGACGCGGCCAGGGAUUCCCUCAAUCACGUGGAGGCUGAGAGCCAGUCCCCGCACACGUGGAGAGGGCGUGAAGCCCGCAACUCCACCUCCUCUCGAGUUCGGAAGUGGCUUUACCAAAUUCUAGCGACUAAUUAAAACACUAUAUAUACACAUAUGUGUAGACACACACCGAGAGAGAGAGAGACAAAAAACUAUCACAAACUUUCUGUUUUCAUCUUGACUCCUGCAGUCUAGCCACCUUGUUCUUCUACAUCAUAGUUUUAAAAUAUAUGCAUGAAUAGAAAACUCAGGAUUAUACCUACCCAAGUGGUUUAGUGUGAGGUUAUACACCUUUUCCUCUUCCAUUGCUUAGAGAAUCCAGGAGCUUGAAGCCACUUUGUACAACGCUUUGCAGCAAGAAACAGUGAUCAAGUUUGGAGAACUGCUCAGUGAGAAGCAGCAGGAGGAACUUAGGACCGCUGUCGAAAAAUUAAGACGGCAGAUGCUGAGAAAAAGCAGAGAAUAUGAUUGCCAGAUCUUGCAGGAGAGAAUGGAGUUGCUUCAGCAGGCACAUCAGGUGAGAUUCAGAUGACAGAAGAAAUACUAUUAGGUUUUAUCUUGCAAAAAUUGGCAUUGUUAUCCACUGUUUCAUGGUCAAUGCAUUUGCCCUGUAAAACACCAGCAACAAAUCAGGUAGACCUGUGGAUUUUGCAUCACAUAAGGCACCUCCAUACUGGCAGUAUUUCACAGGAUGGAAUCAUACCAGGAAAUUUAGGUUCACACAAUUAAAGAAUAAAAGCACACUGUCACCCUAGUGCAACAGAUGCACUUAAAAAAAGAAAUGGAUUUUUUGCAGUUAGGAAAGUAAUGCAUUGAAAAGUGGGAAAUGAACCAAUGAUUUACAAAAUAAACAUCCCACAAGCAAAUUAGGAUGAAACUCCAAUAAACAGGUUGUCCGGAGGAACUCCAAGUGGUAAAUAAGUACAUGCUUUACUCACUUUCAGAAAUUAAGGAAACCCAAACUUAUUUUUGACAUUUUGAGUCUGUGAUCGUAUAUUCACUUACUUGGAAGCAAGCUCCAUUUAACUCAAUAGGACUUAUUUCUGAGUAGACACAUAUCAGAUUGCACUGUAAGUAGAGUGCACAUUAACUGCUCACCAUCAAUACAAGGUCUUAAUUUAGAAAUCUUAAAUGGUAUUUUCUCUCUCAAAAUUCAGCAAACCUAAAGUUUCUUUCUCUUUUUAUGUAUGCAUUUUAUUUCUAGAGGAUCAGAGAUUUAGAAGAUAAAACUGACAUCCAGAAGAGACAGAUCAAGGAUUUAGAAGAAAAGGUUGGUUAUUUACAUAUUUUAAAAUGUGUAGAAGUCUAGAUAGUUUAAUAUUUUAUGCAUUCCUUUCAGGUUUAUUAAGUCUAAUUGGUGUGAAAUAAUUGUUCCAUUGCUUUGCAUUUUUCACUCUACAGAUUAAAUUUUGCAGAGGCUUUUCUGUAAACCACUGCCUUUCUAUUGGAAAUCAGCUGUUUCUGUUAGAGCUGAGCCAAAAUACUCCCUCCUUCACUUCAGUGCCCCCAUGACUCAUUGUGGAUAUUUGAAAUGAACAUGUGAACAGGAGUAAAGAAUUUGCCCCACUACCCAGCAAGCAUGGUUCUUGCUCCCCAUUGUUACUGGAUGCUAUUUUGCUUCCUCCCCACCUAGAAGACAUCAGAGUAAAGGCUGAAAACUUUCUGUACCUGCCCUUACUUUGAUUUGGCUUCAGGCUGACACCAUCAGAAUGAGGGCAGGAGCAAAAAAACCCUGACUUUGGCAUCUUCUAGGUAGAAAAGAACUUUGAAGAAUAAUUGUGCUUUGCAGCAACAAGCACAUAAUCACUCCAACACUGGAGAAAAGUGAUAGAGGACUAUGGAAGGAGAAAUAAAUUUCAGGAUACCUUCCAACCCUCCAGGAUGAGUGAAAAAAAUGUUCUUUAAAUAACUUUCAGCUCAGCUCUAGUGUCUAUUUACUGCUAUCCUAUUUUAAAAUUUACAAAGGGAAAGAAACACUGGCCUGAGAUAUUCGUUGUGAUUCAGACUUGCAGAUUUGCCCAUAUUUGUGUAAUGGCUGAUCAAGAGCAGUUUUUGUUUUUAAGUCAGUCAUUGGAUUUUUUUCUUCCUGUUAAUGAAUCAGACAGCUGGUAGUGCACUUCACAGCAGCAAAUGGAUUUUAACUGAAGAAGCCAUCCAGCCUUUAAUCUCUGUGUGAAAAUCAAAGCAAAAUAUUGGCACUAAUCCACCUAUGCCAUCAUGCUGGAAAUCGUUUCAGGGAAAAGAAUCAACCCAAAAGAUUUUCCAUCUUGGUUAAGCAUGAGUAGUUGAUGUUCAUAAUACAAAGGCUUUCCCUAUUUACUAUUUUUGCAUGACCAAAAUGUAUCAUUCUAUCAUUUUGCUAGUACAGAUUUAUACAGGCUGUCCAGUCUUCCACUCUAACCCUGUGUUGUGAUCAAGACAUGGGAGCUCCAGUGCACCCAAGGAAAUAAAAAUUGCACAGCAACACCCAUUCUUGUGCCCACAAAUUGGGUCCUUUCAGUGACAUGAAUUUUGAUUCCUACAUGUGCAUCUGAGAUCACACCUCUUUAUCAGAUCAUAAAUCCCCAACUAUUCAAAGUCAGCCUAACAGGCUGAUUUCCAUGGAAACCUGCCAAGCUACUAAGCACGAGGCCUUUACUAAUGAUUUGUGCCAGUUAAAUGUUAACAAAAUAGAUGCAACCCUAUAGUCUAAGUGAUGUAUCACUUCCAGGAGAAAAGGUUUACUGGAAGUAUAAUCAUUAUAAUCACAUGUCUAAUGGAGUUAGAUGCUUAUCACAUACAUCAUAGUGAAAAUAAAUAUUAUAUCCCCGAAAAAUAAUGUGUUCUUUCCCUCUUCCUCUGCAGUUUCUUUUUCUGUUCUUGUUCUUCUCUCUUGCCUUUAUUCUUUGGCCUUGAUGUCAAAUGUGCCUCUUGAAAGGUAAGACUGCUUUCUUUGUUUUCCCUUAAAAUACUAAGCCACACACAUACCUCUUUCUAGGUUCUUAUCCAAAACAGCACAACUGAAUAUCUAAACCAAUGUUGAUCCAGAAACAAGAUCAAUCAAGUGUGUUUCAGACCUUCUACAAAGGGCCAUUUCAUACAUUAUGCAGAGGCCAACUUGAGUUUUCCACAGGAAGUUGCAGCCAACCUCAGCUCCCUGAGUGGACCUUUCUGUUGUAUGUGUUUGUAAACACAUUUAUUGCACUCAGACUUUACAUUAGAUGGUUGCUGUAAUGUGUGGUGACCCUAAGGAAAUGUGGAAUGUUGCCUUUGUCCAGAAUAUAUUAUUGUUUGGUUAUAACCUUUGUCCUCUGUCCAGCAAUCCUUCCCUCAUUAUUAUCCAUAGCACCAGCUUUUGGUAAUAUAGCGUCUGAACCGUAAGUCAUCAUUUGGAGUGACUAGCUUAAGAUGCAGAACAACAACAACAGGAAAAGAUUUCAUGGUUUGACUUCUCUUUAUGUCUUUAGAGUAUAAUAAACUAAUAGCUACUCACCUAGACUGAACUGUCUUUGAAGACACUAUCAAAGUAGAAAAAAUACCCCCAAAUUCUAAAUUUAAAGAUUGGUCUCUUCUAAAUAAAUAUAAAGGAAGACACAUAUCUGGUUGCUCUCCUUAUUAACAGUUGACAUUUUACUUUGAUUUGUAUAGGUUGUAGCAAGCUGCCAGCACUCGCCACUAUGCCCCACUCUCUCCAAACUGGUGUGGGAGAUGAGCCAGGAAGGUCACAAGUGUCAUCGCCCACUAUGAUGACAUCACACGUGGGUGCUGUUUGCUUACCAGCCAGCACCAUGAUUGCUGCCAGCUGGGCAAGAGAGGGCCUAACUGGGCAUUACCUUAGAGCCAUGUAAAUGGUCCAGAGAUGCUUAGAAGAGGGAGGAGAUGGAAGGAGAGGGGAGAGCAGAGAGACUGGAAGUGGGUACUACUCUUUAAUUAGGGAGGUCAUUUGAAUGGUGCCCUUUUACCAGACGUGCUUUUCUCUUGCUUUCUAGAGUGAUUGACUAUACAGAAAAGUCCUCAAAGGGCAGAUGCUUCCAAACACACGAAGAAGAGAACACUGUUUACAACCAUUGCAAAACAAAGCAACACUCUGUCACCGAGAGACCACACCCACCAUGUAGUUUUAAGCCAUUACUUCAAGAUUUGUUACUUGACAGUUCCCUGUCUAAAGCUACAAGAUAUGCUGCACUUAAUAACAUUCUAUAAGGAGGGAGACAAAUAUGCCAUCAGCAUAUAUCACUAGGAUUUUUAUUUUAUUUUUUAUGGUGAAGAAUCAGCAAGCAAACCACAUUCAGUCGAUUGAGUAAAGGUAUGCCAGGCAAGGAACCAAAGUUACUAUGAACAAUCUAUCCCUGCUGUGCAGGGGGGUUAUUUUAAACACGGACACCAACUUCCCAUGAAAGUCAUCGACAAUAAAGGGGACAGAGCAGAAGAAACGUAUCCAGGACUCUUAAGGGGACAGUGACAAUAAAACAGUUGAUGUGGAAAGUCUGGCUUUCUUAAUACAGG
Molecule: messenger RNA, 89037 nt
Organism: Podarcis lilfordi (Lilford's wall lizard)
Lineage: Eukaryota; Metazoa; Chordata; Lepidosauria; Squamata; Lacertidae
Source: the annotation of a GenBank genome assembly